AACGUAGAAGAGGCUUCUGGGUACAGGAAGUCCAAAAUGGCGAUGGACGGUAUGAUGUCCACGUCUUCGGGUCUGUCUUACCACAAUGCUGGGGACUUUUACCCUAGAAAGUUCGGCCCGAAGCCGGACGUGGUGCCAUCUGGGGUGACCGAGAGGAAAGUGGGUCCGCUGGAUAAACCGGACAUGGUAUCGGUGGACGUCAUCAACGUCAGUGAUUCAGGUUUGUUAUGCUAAUGAGGCUAACAGCUGAUCCAGAGGGGGACUGUGGACAUCAGAGGAGCUUUGAGAGGAAAUUCAGCUGCUAUCUUCAAUAAACUACACAGCAGAUACUCACAUUAGCUGUUAAAAUAGUAACUUUUUAUUGUCUGUGUUUCUCAUAUGAACUAAGACUGAGAUCAUAAUGUAAAUUGAUCUAUCCGUUGUUUCAUGGUUAUUACAGCCCAAAUUUGGGGGUUUUGCUGCUAAUUUAUCAGGAUAUGAACAAGGAAACAACAGUUACAACAACUAGAUAGACAUGUCUGCUAAAGUGUGAGUCUGCAUUAAAUAUCUGUACUAACCUUAUUGCUAAGAGAUAAAAAAUACACAGUAUUUUUCAUACAUCUUUGGUGUUUCUAUUACAUUAUAGUUCCCUGGAUCAUAAAACAUGAUAACUGAGACUAGGGCUGGGUGAUAUAGAAAAAAGUUCAUCACGAUUUAUAUUUUUUUACAUCAGUUGAUAUCGAUAUAUAUCACAAUAUAGAAAAUGAAAUUUAACAGUGCUUUUUGGUAGCAUGUCUUUUACAAUACAAUAAGCUUCUGCAUCUGUGAGAUCUUUGUGUCUAUUCGACAUUUUGUUGGAAGGCGUUACACUAGAGAAAGUGGACUGAAUGGUCAGCUGUUUGUUGUGCAUACUCUGCCGCGUGGCACUGCUUCUGGUGGUGAAAACAUUUUGAGGUACACCCCGACUUUGCAAGAACAUGGACUCAACAUAAUUUGCAGCGCACAACAUUACUCUGCUUCAUGUCUGACCUCAAAAAAACAAAAUACCUCCACACCACUGACGUUUUCGUGCCAGUGUUGUCGACGAUGUCAUCAUCUGUUGAGCCUUCAUCUGCAUUUCUUCCGGGGGUAGCACUCAACAGUGCUGUCGGCUUCACAUGUUAAAGUGCUAUGGUUGUGUGGCAGUAGCCUGCUACUAUGAAGUUGUUUGGUUCUAAUUCAGCACAUGAUUGGUUCAGUGCGAAGCAGACUCGGAGCAACUCCCCUUUUCAUUGGCUAUUUGUAUAGUCUACAAAAACAUGUCAGAAUGCCGACUACCGAAAAGCAUAUUGACCGUGUUUUAUAUUGAUAUUGGGGAAAAUUAAUUUUUGAUAUUUAUCGUUAUUAUUUUAUCGCCCAGCCCUAAUUGAGACUGAAUGAUAAUGGUCCAUCUGCUGUGUUACCUUGUUGUGUCCUAUGUCCUACCCCUUCCUCACUAACUUAAUAGCAGAGCAUGGGUGCUGCCCCUCUCCUCAAGCAGCUCUGACUUUCAUUUCAGCUUGGAUUAAUGUGAAAACAUUUUUUAAAGAACAACGAGGUUGUGCCUUCUGCUAAGAUUCAUGCUAGGAGAGGAGAAGGAGUCUGAAAAGCACAGGGACAAAAUGAGCACAAAGAGAGAGAGACACUGUUGCAAUCACGAGCACUAACUAGUUUUCAAUCACAGGGCCAAAAAGUGAGAGAAAAAGUUAUGAAUUAUAAAAAAAAAUUGCAUUCCAGAGUCUUGACAUUACACAGAAUUUUAUAUCAAAGCUCAAAAAGAAUUAAUAAUUUGUGAGAGCUGCAGCCUAUAAUAAAAUGUAGGCAGUAAAAGAGCUCAAAUCCUUCAAUUUUCCAUGACACAGUUUAAAAAUACUUAACUUCAAGUGAAAUUUUGUAUUUUAUUUGACAGUAUCAUCAAAAUUGGGAAGUGAAAAAGCAUGAUCCCUCUCAGAUGUAGUAUUCAACAAAAUCAAAUCAUCCAGCUGGAAACAUAUGCUUUUGUAAACAAAAGAGAAGGAUGAACUGUUUUCUUCCUUCUUGUUUUGUUUUUUUCAAAGAAUUAAGAGUUUUUUUAUUUUUACAGAGGUUAUAAGUUUUGUAAAUGUGUGUAAUGCAGAUAAUAAAUCAUGGGUAAUUAAUUUUAAUCCUGUCUAUCCAACUAAUCACAGUUAUGAUUUGUUUUAUAAUCAAGCAUCCCUCAUGGUAUAUCUAUACAAGAGAGUUGGCAGGGUAACCCCCCAAAAUGUUGAAUUCCACAAAUGCAAACUGGUAAGGUCCUGUUGCAUUUCUAUAUGUUAUCAUAAGAGACAGACCAAAUAAUUUAGGCCAGCUGAAUGAGCAGAUUCAUGUCAUUUGCCUUGGGUAAAUUUUGCACUCAUGAACCUGAUUAAAAAAAAAAAAAAAACCUUACAAACACUGUGAGCCGCUUCGUCAGUGUGUCAGCUUUCACACUGCCUGUAAAUAAAAACAGAAUUUUCUUAUUCUCAAUAGCAGCAUGUCAAAUCUAAAACAAAUAUGUGUUUAAUACAAAUCCUGUUGUAUUGUAUGAAAUAAUGCAGUUUAGUGUUGCUCCUGUCCUGACAUAAAUAUCAACCAUGGUCUGAGAUCUACAUCAUAACCCAGUGUUAUUGUCUAUUUCAUGAAUUUAUUAAAACCCACCGAAAACAUGUUACUGGCUAAUAGGGCCAUGUAUACACUGAUGUGUACGGAGUAAUGGGAGAAACUAUUGUGUAAAUGCAUUAAUUUAUCAAAGCAACAAGGUGACAUCAGUGUGAUUUAUCACAUACAGUAGUAUUCUCAUCAUGCAGGCCAGCUAAAGUGCAAAUGCUACAGAACACUGAGCAUUUCAAAGAAAUAUGAUGUAUUAAUGAUAACUGAAAUAUGACACUGAAAAAUGCACGUGCACUUUAUGGCCAUGGGCACUCAAAGUGACAGUGCUUUUGAGUUAUAGGUUUUCUGGUUAACUCGCCUGUGUGUGCAUUCAGUGUCAUUUUACUGGCUUUACUGAAAGGUUGGAAAGGAGAUUUUUUACAUUGAUGGUACCCUGUUGUUUUCCCACAGAUGUCCACUUGCACAGAAAGAAGCAUGAAAAUGACACAUACGUCUUGGUGAGUAUCUCAUGGGUUUUACUAGUUUUAUGGCUUCUUGUAUUUAUUUUAUUUUAUUUUUUUGCAGUUUUAACUCUCACCUGAAUACAGACUUCUUUUAAUAUACUUUAAUCUUAAGCAGUGAGGGAGAAAAAAUACAAAAAAAAGAACAAAGCUGCAAAAUGUAGCUUUGAUAUGAUAGCUUUACUGAGACUAAACCUCUAGAUUGUCUAAUAUAAGGUAUAUGGUGUCUUUAUUCUAGAGAGAAUAAUUCUGAUCUACACAUUUGUUAUUACCAUCUCAAAAUUUGCAUUUCUUUAACAGUUUGGCAGAGAUUCUCUCUUGAAUUGUUUAAGUUAUUACACUGAUUCACCACUUGAUGUCAGUGUAGAUCACACAGUUAUUUGUACUCUGCAUCUCUGUUUGGGCUCCCGAUCAAGCUGACCUGGUGUCAUCCCUGGCAAUGACACAGGCCUGAAUAGAGCUGGCAACUUUGCCUCUUCCUUUAUUCAAGUGGUUUUAAUUUUCCUUUGUUGCUUUGCUAAUAACUAUGAAUGAUGUCUUUUAAUUUACAGGGAACCAUUCAUCCAUUCAGGAAGACGCACAGAUCCAUCUUUGGAAAACUUUCGCAGGAAUUCAGACUGGUCUCCUCAGACAGACGAGUAAGUGUUUAAAAGAUCAGUAUGUGUCUUUUUUUGUUUAUUUUUUUACUUUUGGUAUUAUUGGUGACAAAAUCCACCUGGUCUAUAUAACAAAACUCAUCUCUUUAACUCUCACUGAGCAGUUAUCAUCCAGAGCAAACCUUACUGUAUAAUCCCGUUCUGCUUUAAGCUGUUUGGAUUCUGUUUCUCCUGCACAGCCAAACCCAAACACCUCCAGUAAUCCUGUUUGUCUAGCAGGUCACCGUGUUCUAGUGAAAGCCUCAAAUUAAAACAGCAUCAGUCAAAAGCUGCACCCUGGUCCACUUUGGGUGACCUCUUACUGUUGGCGGUUUAAAACUGCAGGCUUUAUUUCUGUGUAGCUUUUUAAAGAUGCCCGCCCAGGCUGUUUGAAGUUACUCCUGCAGCAGUUCUCCUAGCUUCAAAGUGUCAUGAAGGUCAUUUAGACCUGAUGCUUGGUAAAUCAUACAAAGCUCUCCACUGACUAGAAAACUGAUGAACUACACCUUACCAAUUUAAGAGAUUAAAACACAAUUACUCCACUGUUUCCCUUGCUUUGAUUAAAUAAGUCAAAUUCUGAAUCGAAAGUUUCGGAUCCAACUCUCCAAAUCUGACCAAACUUCUUUACUUUCUUUUGGUCAGUUGUCAUUAAACAUGCGGUGAAACUAAUCUGGUAGAAGUCAUGUUUUGAAAGCAUUUAAAUAAAUGAAUGUGCACAUAUAUCGUAGACCUAUGAUGUGGGCGAAUAAAUGGUGAAAAAGGAAGAUAAGUAGGUAUAUUUGGUGGGAAAUGAAUAUUUUUUGGUUAGGUCUCAGUCCCUAAAAAGCUUGGUCGUGCCCCAGGCUCAAAAGUGACUUGGUUUUGGAAGUCUUGCCACAUAAAAAUGCUUCAUAUGCAAAAAAAAAAGAUAAAUUAUUUUAUUAUUUUUAUUUAUUUAUUUAUUUAAUUUAUGAGGCUUUAAUGUAAAUUUGCCUCUUGAGCCAUGCUGUGGGGCCCGGUUGUCUCCCAACACCCAGAUCAAGCUGAUCACAUGUAAAUAGCACAGCUUUGAUGCACAAGUCCUUUAGUGAGAAUGAGCAUGUUUAGCAUGCUCGUUUUACACUUGGUGGGUGAUCUGCAUAGAUCUCCUUCUGCCCUUACGCGGUACUGCUGGUUUAAAUGCCAGCGAAGGAACUUCUCUUGCUGCAGGCUGUGAUCCGCCUGAUGAGCAUGAAUAAAAUAUUCCACCUCAACAACAACACUGAGCUCGCUGCUGUAAAAACAGGAAACAACAACAGAGUCUGUCCCAGUUUUCUCACUUGAAAAUCAUGUUUAGUUCAAAUAAUUGGGUGAGUUUUUCUGCAAAUUCAUUUUAAAAAGUAUGAGCGCACUGUGGUCACAACGAAGCAAGGACAGAUAAAGAGAAGUGAAAAUGAAUGUUUACGGAUUUCUAACAUGCAUCUGUGUAUUUGUGUGUGUGUGUGUGUGUGUGUGUGAGGGUUAUUGUACCAUAAUCCACUUUGACCUAACACUGGCAGGGGGUCUUGCUUCCCCAAAGAGCCUUGAAUUGGAUUACAUGGUGUCGUACUCAGUUUAGGGGCCAAACAUAGUUCAGACGGGUGAAAGUUGAGAAGUUCUUCCUCAGUGUCUCAUUCCUCUUGUCUUAUGUCUCCUGUUGCUGUUGGUGUUGGGGAAUAAAACCUGGUCGAUUUCGGGUACAGUUCAAUUUUUUUUUUUACCAGGUCAACUGUUGGAGGAUUUUGCGCUGUAAUCUCUCGGCCUGUAAUCUCACCCUUUCAUGUCAUUGAGGGUUCCACAUCUAAGGAAAACUAAAAAAGCAGACAGGAGACUUUACAGUGAUUAGUCAGAGGUGUGAAAUACACCCUUUGAUGAGAAAGAGUGUGUGACUUAUUAUCCAUAUUUGUGUAAUUUUUCACACCUUUCUCAACCGUCACAUACUUUUACCAUGCCUGCAUGUGUGGUCCUUUGUAAUAGUGGCUGGCACACACUGUGGGAACUGGAACACACUUAUGCCUUUUUAAGCGCGCUGAACCAUUAACACGUCUGCUAUAAGAAAACUAAUGAGAUUGUUUCAUUAUUACCCUGUUAAGGAUCCCACUCUGGUAGCUUGAGUUUUUGACCUUUUUCUUUGGAAGCAUUCUCUUUGAAACGGUGAACAGGAGGCGUGUCUGAUACUAUCAUGUCAGUCAGUACCAUGGCAGACAGACGGCCUCUGCAGACACCAGUCACUGUGUUUCAGAUUGAAGUGAUGAGUUUUUACCAUAGACUGUUUAUACUAUAGACAACUUGGUCCCACCUUCCACCAGUAUACAGAUUUUAAGACGAAAAGCUCUUGGUAAUUCCACAUUUUUCUCCACUUCCUGAAACCAACAUUGCGCAGUAACAUUGUACGCAUUCGGCAGGAGAGUCGCUGUGAUGACGCUCGGCUCAAACAGCGUAUCCCCCGGUUGAGCUACGAAAUCUUCGUACGCCCAUAGGCUGUAUCAAGUGUCAAUCACAGAAAACAUGAACCCCCUAAUAACUUUUAAAAAUGGAGCUGUACAGAAAAAAGAGGAACAAACCAGUCUCACAAUAACUACAUGUCAAUAUCGCAAGCAGGGGGGAGAAAAAUUUCUAUUCUUUAUAUUAAUUAUAUUCUAAUUAAUUUCUGAAGUUUAUCCACAGCUCCACAAGCUUUGCUGGAGGAGGCGGGAUUUAUGACCUAUAUUUCAGCCCGUCACCAGAGGGGUGGCUUCACCCAGUGAGGAAGCAGAUGGCGUCCAUUCUAUGUACAGUCUAUGGUUUUUACAGUAACAGGGUGUAAAUAUCAUCUGGAUUAUUAUCAGUGUCAACAUCAGCUGUGGAAAAACUCUAAAAAAAUUAGUCAACCACUUUUACAAAAUGCCAUUAAUCGAACCAUUUAAUUGGUCCAUCUUUAGACUUUUGAUGGUUAAACAAACUGUCAAUAUUUGGUUGCUGCGAGAAAGCCAUCUUCCUCCUCCUCUUCCUCCCCCUCCAUAACUCUGUAAGAACUCCAUUUUGGUAACAAUAUGAUGUGUUCAAGGUUGGGUUGGUAAAAUAAUUAUAAGUCAAAUGUCAUUAUGAUAUGUCUGAGUGUCAGUCCCAGAAAAAAAAUGUAGGAUUUAAUGAUCAGCUUGGUCAGGAGAAAUUAGUUUGAUUACUCAGCACUGUAAGACAACAACAACUUGUUACACCUCAUAACAUGAGCUCUAAUCAGCUUAAAAAUGAAUCAUUAAAUCCAUUGGCAAAUACUCAAAGUAUGAAAGUUUAUUUCCUACUUACUGAAAAUAAGAGACAUGCUUUCCCACCAAAUAAUCCAGAAAUACAGAGUAGGCUUGAGAAAAACUUCAACAUCUGUAAAAAGUUAGUGACACAAGAACAAGAACAAACUCCAGACUACCCAGAAUCCUACAUUCAGGAUCAUACGGACCUCUCAGAAGUCUACUUUAGUCACUAGAUGUUGGUCUAGAGCAGUAGUUGUCAAGUCCAGUCCUUGAGGCCCACUGUCCUGCAUGUUUUGGAUGUUUCCCUGCUCCAACACACCUGAUUCAAAUGAUCAGCUCGUUAUUAAGCCAUUACAGAGCUUGAUAACGAGCUGAUCAUUUGAAUCAGGUGUGUUGGAGCAGGGAAACCAAAACAUGCAGGAUAGGGGGGGCUCGAGGACUGGAUUGAGAACCACUGGUCUAGAGAAAACUUAAUUCACAAUGUCUGUAGUUCAGUACUUGCUUAUCUUGAUUUAGCUCAUCAAGCACGUCUGCAGUAACACAGUGUCCUUAUAAAGUGGACCAGAGACAUCAUCAGACCAUCAACAGAGGAAAGACAUUACUGCAGGACAAGAGACUUGGAGGACCGGGUGUCACCCAUGUCCCCAAAAACCAAGUCAGAAAUCUCCCUGUACCCUGUUCCAGACCACCACCACCACCGCCACCCUGGUUCAUUAUAUAAGUUGGUUUAUUUUAGGAGGAGAACACAGCUACCCUGGAGACACAGAGUCCUGAUGGCUCUGAUCAGAGCACACAGAUGACAGGAGAGGAUAUUUUUCAUGUUUUUACCAUAACCAGGAGUAGACUUCCUUCAGGAUGAGGCUGCUGCCCACUGCAGGUCUCACUCUGGGCCAAACCUCCCACAGGAACACAUUUCUUGCCCAUCAGGUUGAAACUGACCUCCCUUUCCUUCUCUCCCUCUCCUCUUCAGAGGCUAAAAUGAGUCACGCCUCCGCUCACCACCAUGACACACAUUUGCUUGGCGCUGGCCUAUGAUGCUGCAGCAUGGCACGGCGCUUUACAGUGAUGUAAUCAGGCUUGGCAUCAGCAGGGGCUCCUUAUUUAUUACAGUACCUGGUGACUGAGCCUCUGUACGGGCACUGCAGCGCUGUCACUUUGAUGUCACAUGUAACCUCAAUAUGUUGGCUCACAGUGACGCCGCCGGACAGCCGGGUGAGGGUGCUGACCGACAGACGGGGGCAGCAGAGCAUCAAGGAUUAAACAACGUGCACUCUCCUGCAGGCGCUCUGUGUACGUGAAGGGGGGUGGAGAAUGUUUUGGGCCAAGUGCUGUCUCUCUGUUUGCUAACAGAGACACGUGCACGCUUGCAUACACACAUGUGUGCAUGCACAUACACAUACCAUGGGUCUCCCAUGCCUGUCGCUGGCUAGUGCUGUCACCAGACGCCCCAGUGCUGUCAUAACACAGCACACCACAGUAAUUGUAGAUUUCACAGCACUCUGCGCUCCCCACUACGGCAUAUGACUCCUACAUGAAGUGACAGGCUAGGACGUACACACACACACACAGACACACACACAAAAUCACACACACGUGUACAUAUUCCCUUGUUCGUUUCGUCUGCCCUAUCAGACACACACAGACCCACUCUCUCUUUUCUUUUUCUGCUAAGAGGACAGGUUGAAACCUUUUAGUUGUAUAUUUUUUUCUUAUUUGAAAAUUCUGCUUAAUGUUCAUGGGGGAGGAGAACAGUGCUGAACAAAGAAGAUCAAAGUUACAUGGAACAAAUGUUCCCAGUGUCUUCAGUGUGUUCGUUUGCUAAUGUUGUUUUUAGAAUUGACUUUGUGUGUAUGAACUCUAAGGGCUGUCUCCCAAAGGCAAAGACGGGACUGUUGGCAUCCAGGGAAGCUAUUUGUGACAAGACUGAAGAGAAGUAUAGUUUAGUUAUGUCCCAGUCUGAGGGAAAAAGGAUAGACACAACAUGAUGUGUGACUUCCAUUUAUCCCAAUCCUAAGAAAGCUAGUAGUACGGGUCAAAAAAGAUUGAAGCAGCUGUUUUAAAGGCUUAAGUUGUUAUGAAAAAAGUACAUUUUAAUCUUCUCAAAUCGAAAACUAAAGUUUAAACAAAUGGCAAACUUCCUACCGACACAAAAGAGUAGAAAACAAGAAUAAAGUGAAAGUGGUGUUUAUUUAUAAUGUAUUUAAGAAAACUGUCAGUCAAACAAUCCAUCUAUCAAAACUUAAGCAAACUCACAAAAGCAGGCUUAUGCCAUUCACACAGAUCUGAGAUUCAAAUACACAGUCUAAUGCUGGACUGUAGGAGGUGGAAAGAGGAGGGUCAAAAAAGGCUGCAGCAGCUGAGAUCUUCACCCAUUAACCUUCAUUGUCAUCAGAUCCAGAUGUAGCAAUUCUGUUUGAAACACCUCCUGAUGGGAGGAGACAGAAGCACUUUGUCUAUUUAAUGUACAGCUAAUGGAUUAAAUGAGCAAACAUCUGUGCACAAGCAAGACUUCUCAUCUGCUGUUCAUUGUUUUCAUAAUCUAACUGGAAAAUGUAGGUGUGAAAAUGGAGUCUGAAUACAGUAGAUGUCAUCUAUUUAAACCAGGUUUUCAUCUGCACUUAUGUCAUCUCCCGAUAGAGGUGAUUAAAAUUUAAAGGGAUAUUCUGGCUUAAAAUUAAGUUAGGGUCACAAACACCCCGUAACACAGAGUUAGACACCCCUUCGAGAGAUGAACGUUGCAGACUGCUUGCUUCUCUAGUCAUACCAACUUCAGGAACGACCACACGAUAGCAAUACACAGCGGUCUAUGUCUCCAUGAACACACUUCAACUAAAAAGCCACUCUAUAGCCACAAAUAAUGCUCAGAACAGCACCUAACUUCAUCAACAGUACAUAUAGAGUCCCAACCAUAGUACUAGCCACCAAACAUCUUUUUAGCUCAAACAUCUUUUUCAGAGGAGUUUCGCAGCUCAAGGAAGAACAUUUAUGAUCAUUACUUCAUGGAAAUGGAGUCAGACUGAGACACAAAGGCAGAAGAAGUACAGCAUCUGCAGUGCAAAAUGAUUAUUAUGAUGGUUAUUACAUCAAGGAAAUUAUCUGCUGCACUCGGUGAACGACUUGCCCAGGCUCCCCUCACAUACAAGCGGCUGCUGGAAGAGAGUAGGUGAGUUGUGUUUAGUCUCUUUGCUAAAGAAAUCAGUCAAAGUUAAAAAGAUGUUUGGUGGCUAGUACUAUGGCUGUGACCCUAUAUGUACUGUUGAUGAAGUUAGGUGCUGUCCUGAGCAUUAUUUGUGGCUAUAGAGUGGCGUUUUGGUUGAGGUGUUUGCGUGGAGAUGUAGACCACUGUGUGUUGCUAUCUGUGGUCGUUACUAAAUUGGUAUAACUAGAGAAGCAAGCAGUCGGCAACAUUCAUCUCUCGAGGGGGUGUCUAACUCGGUGUUUGACUCUAACUUAAUUUUGCACCGCAAUAUCCCUUUAAGUCUGUAGACAGCCUUAUGUUGUGUUAUAGCAGUCAAGUAAUAUCCUCAGAUGUGUUUAUAGACAUUCAUUUACCUUGAUUAUUUGCACAGGCCCAGCAUGUAUGCACUGGCCCGCACAUGGAUGUGUUGACUGUGGGUCACUUGGCGUGCCCAGCAGGUGGUGCAUUAAAUGAGUGAUUUAUGAUGCGGGCUGCGACCCUUUGUUUGUACUCAGUGAACAGUUAUGUGGGUCACUUUACAAGGUACUGUCAAAUGAUUUAUGAGAGAGAUGAAAUGAUUUUGAUAGCUUUGUGUAGUUUAAUGUGUUAAAUCUUUUAAUGGCUUUAGUCCUGAUAUGCUUUAGAAUACAUUAACAAUCUUGGGUCGUGUUGUUUUGUUUCAACAUCAUAAAUUUAUGAACUUUUUUUUAAUUUAUUUUUUUAUCCAGAACAUGAUUGUGUUGCAGAGUAAGCUUUUUCUAUAUUCAAGAGUUAUUGUUCCAGCUGAAUAUUUUCAUUUAUGUUCAUUUCUUUCACUAACCUAGAAUAAAAAAUGGAAAGAUUUGAGAAAUAGCUCAGUGUGGUUAAGGAGCAGAGCUGCUGUUUUUCAGCACUGCGCCUGUUUUCUGCUCUCAGGUCUUCUAAAGUUGACCUUCCUCUGAGCUGGUGCUUCUGUCAUUCAAACUGCAGUGAACACGGUCGGCUGCACAGUCAGGUCCCGUUCACUCACGGAAUUCACCCAAAUCCCCGACACAGUAGGUCGACAGCAGGACAGCAGACUCACUGUCCAUCAGCAGCUCCCAGUCCCUUUUUGGGUCUGGAUUGAGAUAAGAGGACAGCUGGUCACCUGCCAGAGUUUGAGCUCCAGGAAGCUGACUGACAGGCGGGAAAACCCUGCUCUGUAGAGCAGCCCGUGUGCAUAAAGCUGUAUUAUAUCUGCUGGGGCUCUACAGGAGCUGAAGGUCUACAUGGCUUGCUUUGAUUUAAUUUUUUAGCUCGCAGACUAAUUAGACUGAAACCAUUAAUGACAAAUGAAGAUGAGGAGAUUGUGAAGUGAUUGACAAUCAUUAUGGGAAGAGCCAGAUUCAUUUCUCUGUAGUCUUGACAACUAAGAAGAUUCUUGAAUGUUGAAAAUGAAUUUUGCUGUAGUUUUUGGUGCACUUCUUACUUGAAUACAUGCUUUUUCUAUUGGUGCUGUCCAAAAGUAGUAUAAUAACCAUUUAUUCAGGCUGGCCUCUGACCGUCAGCUGUAACUAUAGGUGUUAUGCUUUUAAUUAGGGAUGUCCCGAUAUGAAAUGGAUAUCAGAUAUCGGGUCGAUACCAGCAAAAAAAAAACAAAAAAACAAAUAUCGGGUUAUAUCGGCCUGCAUCUAAAUCCAUUCCAGGCUCUGCUUUGGCACCUCUAUCUAGCAUGCAGAGCCCACAUAAUCACAACAACAGUGUGUACUAAGGUUCUAACAAAGUAGCAAGGAGCAGGAGUGAUAUCAGCUAUGUGGCAGUGUUUUUCGUUUAAGUCCAAAAAGGAUGUUGCAGCUGAGUGCAAAACUUUGUGCCAAUAUCGGAUCAAUAUUGGCAUUGGUCAGUAUUGAAGGCUACAAUAUGGGUAUCAUAUCGGAGGUAAAAAAAGUUGUAUCGGAACACCCCUACUUUUGAUGACUUGUUUUAUUGCUGUUUUGUCUCUUUUUUGCCUCUAAUAUCUCCUUUAGUCUUUCUUUCUUUCUUUCCAUCACACCAUGUAAUCUGUAACGAAUGACCCUGACUGGGACCUGACCCAGAGGCUGAGCCACAGUGCUCCAUUUAUUUCUGUCCUUUAACCAUUAUUGUGUUUGUUUGUUGUCGUUUUCAGUCGUGGAGGAUCCUGCUGUUCGGGGCUCUCAACCUGCUGUGCACCGGCUGUCUGCUGAUGUGGUGCAACUCCACCAACAGCAUGGGUGAGCACACAAACACACACGGUCAUACACACACACACACACACACACACACACGGAGUCAAACAUGGAGUCAUACACACACUUUAAGCAAACAAAGUGAUAGAGGUGAUUCAGAUGGACACACACGGACGUACACAAGCUGACAGACACACACACAAAGGAAAAAAAAACUCAACUUUGAGAUGUGGACACUGACACUAACAGGCGGAGAUACCUGUCUACACACACUAAACUCUGAUUGACUGUCACACAGUCUUACACAUAUGCGCACAGGAGUGUGUUUGUGUUUGUGUGUGUCUGUAUGUAGUUGCGCUGCUACACAGUGAACAAGUCUUUAAAAGUGUGUUAGCAGGGUCAUCUCACCAGGGGGGUCCAGACUGAUCCUGCUGCUACGGCUGCAGGUGUAUGAGUGCAUCUACUAGAGUACAGUACUCGUGUGCGUAUGUGUAAAGGUAUGUGUGUGUGUGUGUAUGUGUGUGUGUUGGUAUGCUCUCCUCGGUUAAAAUAUGGCACUUGAAAGGGCAUGUUGAAGAAACAGAGCCCUUCACAGCUUCCUUUUUCACCCUGUGGUGCUGCGACACAGAGAACACAUCAGUCAGGCUGACAGAGUGGGUUUUUUUUACAUCCAGGGCAGAGCACGGCUGAGUCCACACUAUUAUGUCUAUCAUAUUAAGAUAAACAGUUUUAAAGAUAUUGAAAAUCCAUAAUAUUUUUUUUUUAAAUAAAGUUAUUUUUCAAAAUAAUUUCUUAAUUAAAGUUGCUGCAAAACUCCUUCAUUCUCAUCUUGAUAAAAUAGUUGAACAAUGUUUCUUGAGGUUUUGGGGCUUGUGCAAAACUGUUGUGAUUUCCUUUUUUUUUAGUCUUUCAGUUCCUAUACUGUCCUCCUUUUCAAUAUGGGUAACAUGUAAUAUGUGUUGCUUCUUUGCUGUGGUGGUCUUUGCUAGUUUUUUACAUUGUUGAAUACAUUUGUUGUAUUUGUUGAUACUAAUGUGGAUGCAGUUAAGCUUGUGCAGCAAUCGAGUCCAAGAUAGAUUUCUCCAAGGGAAUGAUGGAGUGUUUCAAAUCGCAUCGUAUUGUAUCCUAUUGCAUCCUGCUGUAUGGUAUCAUAUCGUAUUUUAUCGUAAUGUAUCGUAUCGAAUCGUAACUGCUCACUUUUGAAAGCAGGAACAGUUUGAACUUUUUACCUCUUGAAGCCCCCCAAAACAGACUGCAGCUUUGACUGUUGCAAUUAACAUUCUGGGUUUUAUUACAUUUUUAAUUAAUCUUCAGCAGUGAUUAUUUUUCCAGAACAGAAAGUUAAUGAACAAAGGUCAGGCGGUCAUUGCUGCAUUCAAUGACUCAGCUUUCUGAUUCAGGAAAUUCACUCCCACUCCAGGAUCAUUAAGUGCUGAGGCUUCUGGAUUGAAAGAAUUUGAAUAUCCGUGUGAAAUAUUAGUUGACAGCAGCUCAGCCAAAUCUCAGUGUUGGUCCUAGUGUCUGUCUGUGUUAUCUGGAGCCAAACAGCAGCACUUAGAACCAUUUCUCUGCCUCAGCUGAGCUGUCCACUGGGCUCUCUGUGGAUGUUGUGACAAGCUCAUAUUGAAGAGGCUGAAUCUCACACACACACGCACACACUUUAGCACAUAUCAUCAGCUUUCUACAGGGAGAAGUUCUCGUCACAGGUACGCUAGGUCAUUGGUAAAUUGUGCAGAUUGGAAUUCAACAUGAAAAUGAACGAUGAAGGAGAAUUACAAUCAACCAUGAAGUCACUAUUUGGCUUCAUCAGAAGGUUGUUUAAGUUUUUAUGAUCUUACAUAUCAUGUCCUUUAGAUGCUAAAAUAAUUUUAAAAAAUUACUACAGUAAAACUCACAGAAACUGUUUCAACCCCAAAUGUAGUUCCUGCUCUUUAAUUCUAUACUCCUUUGUUUUUACACCACUGAGCUUCUCUUUUGCUCAAACAAAGACUAGUGAACUGUAGUUAGCCAGCCUGACUCUGGUGGAAAUAGUAGUAAGAUGCUACUACCUUUACCCGAUUACUCAGACAGGCCUGGAGAGAGUACAAGGGAUCAAAUACUGCACAGUUGUUAUAUCUACACCUGUGCUGCCGUAAUGUCCAGCCAGUUAAAAUGACAGAGAAGCUACUCUUCUGGUUUUUCCCCAUUGUUCUUCAUGAAUAUGGUGAAUGAGACCACACUUACUCUCUUAUCUGUUUGCAAUAAAGAUUUAGAUCAAGUAUGAUUCAGGGUGUGUGUGUUAUGGAUUGUAAUAGUGAGACGGCUGUGCAUAGAGACAGUGGUGCAGUGAGACAUGGUGUUCAUGGUUAGUGAGGCUCAUCUCUGCCACCAAUCUGAAAUCCUCUCAGGGAUGCCUUCACUCAGAAAAAUGCUGCCAUGAAAAGAACAACAUGCAACCUUAUCCCGGCUCACCUGCUCUGACUGCAAAUAUUGCAGCACCCCCCCCCCCCCCCCCAAUCUCCCUACCCACCCCCCCAAACACACACAACAGUGGCGUCGGGUGUCGUACAGACAGGAAGCAGAGGACAGAGGUAUUGAACACGCUGGAAGGCGACACCCUUGUCGAUACUCAGCCCUGAUGAGAACAGCAGGAGUAGACGGUGGCCCAGCCUCUGUACUGUCAGUCAGAUUCCUCCUCCUGUGGAAAGUCUUCUUCACUCUUCGGAUUAGCAUGCAUCAGCUCUAGCACACUUACUCACCACACAGUAUUUCAGUCAAACAUGAACACACGACUCUGAUGGCCACUGUUACAAGGAGCAAAACCAGUUGAGAUGUCAGUGUUUUCUGAAGACGCAUAGAGUGCAUAAUAAUCGGACGUAGUGUUGUCGAGGUCACCCUUCUGUUUCUGCUGCUGAGUUUUGAAGCCAGUUGGCAGUAGUCACCACCACCACGUUGGUCAUGCUGACUCAACCCAACAUCCAGUCAACGUACCAGAGGCAAGCUUUUAGCCACCUCGCAUCAGUGUGCCCGCCUGUCAGUCAAGUCAGUAGUUGAUCUGACUCGCAGAUGUUGUAACCUAAAUAACUUUAAAAUAAAUGCAUUACAAAAAAUGAAUUCCUUGGACUACUGUAGGUGCCGUGGGAGUCCACAGCUGCUAAGAUCUAAACCUGUUUUGAACUAGGCUCUACACAUGUGUACUUGGCUUGAGAUAAACAAUUAAAGAAAAAGACUUAAUAUAAAUAACGAAUGAUAAUUAAAAACAGCAAAUUUAAUCAGCUUUUACUUUUUUCCAUUUAUGAUACAUUCUGUUUUUUUUCCACAUGCAGAAACAUUUCCUGUCUGUGAAAUUAUGAGGCUCUUAAGUUUGCUACCAUUGAAUUAAUGCAAGGACACAACCGUUUACUGGUUUCUGCAAACAAUAAAUGUUGAAUUAUUCAAUGGCUGGAAUCAGUCAAUACUAAUUAUAAACAUAUCUGCAUACCAGGAGUUGUAUUUUUUUGUAUACUUAACUUUUUGUGUGCCUGAAUCAGUUUAUGUAGAAAAUAAAUUUGAUUAACUUUUGGGGAUAAACUUAAUGAAGUAUCCACUCACCUUUCAUUUCAGUAAAAGAAGGAAGAUAAGGAAGUAGAACUUGAAGUUGUCAUAUUUUCCUCUUGUGUGUUGAAAAACAGCACAUAAAUACACAUCUGUUUGUGUUUGUUUGGAGGUUGACUGAAGGAACCUGGUUGUUUACGUUUGCUUCUCUCUGCUCUGCUGCUCUGCUGUCACAUUGAACACACUCUUUUUUUGCAUCUCUAUGUACAGUUUUAUAUAUAUUUAUAUAUAUUUCUCAUUAUGGCUGUAUAUAUGUAUGUGUAUUUGUGUGUGUGCCACGGCCAAUGAGAUCUCUUCAUGCCCUCAGCUGUUUGUGAGCCCUCAUGAUGUAGAGCAUACAGUGUUUGUCUUCCACCUCAUUAGUCUGGAGCACACACACAAACACACAUUUACAUCUGCUCACAUGUUUACACUUUCAUACCUCACUGAGGUUUGUGGAUACAGAGACACAAAUGUGAUUUUUAUGUGGACACUUACAGACACAAUGAGUUGAUUUUCUUACCUUUAGCAUCAAAACUUUUAGUAUUAAAAGGUGAGAAAGUGUCUUUAAUUUCCUUUUGCUUACUUUUGCAUCAGUGAGCUUGUGAAAAUAUCCCUGUCUGUCAGCUCUGCCUGCCGCUUCUGACUAUCACCAACUUAAACUCCAUGCACAGAUACUUAUGAAGGGUCUACUGAAUUUCAUAAACUCACAAGAUAUGAUUGGGAGUGAAAAGUAAAACUCUCAAAAAUGCAGGACUUCAUUGAGGCUAUGUGAAGAUUUUGUUUAUGUUUAUGAAGUUCGAGCAUACAGUAUAUCCCCUAUGAUAGGGAUGGGCGAUAAAUUAUUGUUCACAAUAUAUUGUCAGAAAAAUGUUGAUAAAUGAUAAAUGCAAGGUGAUGACAUAAGUGCAAGCGAUGGACUCGCAGCCAUAGCCCACACAGAGCAGAAGAACAAACGAACAAAAUAAGGAAGUUUUUGAGCAGCUUGUUACUGAACGAGGCUCCACUAUGGGAUUUCCUUCAAGACUGGGGCUUCGAUAAGAGCAAUCAGAUAUGCCUGACAUCGGACAUCGGAACUUGUGGUUAAGUAUCUUAUUUGACCACUCCAACUGAUGUUCUCAAGACAAAAUAGGUCAAAAAUAUAGAUUGUAAUUAUAAUAUCUUUUAUCGUUAUUGCUAGAAUGGCAAAUCUCAUUGUGAUAAAUUUUUUAGCCCAUAUCGCCCAUACCUCACACAAACUUAGAUUCAUGCCAGCAUCUUAUAUCGCCACAACUAUUAAACAUAAUCAAAUAUUAAAAAAUAAAAUGUUACUCGCAAAAAAGUUCAGGGUUGGCCAACUAAUAGCCUGCAGGGUUACUAAUUGGUAAUUAAUACAAUGAUAUGAACUCUCUUACGUUUGCUUUUGUGUUUAAAAUAAAUGUAAUAUAUUUUCCUCUCGGGUAUCAAAAAACUAACUUGAAACAAACAUGAUGAGCAAAUGUUCGGAUAAUUCAAAUUUUACAGAUUUAUCAAUGAAGUCUGUAGCAAGGGGUCUGACAGCUUCCUGCUUAGCCUCCACUUUUAUAGAAUAACAUGACUUUAUCAGUUUACCAAGGUCAAGAGGGCAUGGUAACAAUGAGAGCGACCUCUGCUGGCUCAUACAGCAAGCUACUUUGGGAGGCUUGUGACUCAAUGAUAUUUACAACUAUAUAGAACAUUGAUCUAACAUAUUUGACAGUAGGAAAGCUUGUUUAGAUGUGUAACAUAUCCAGCAAGUUCACAGACAUGGAAACCACAAGAGUUUAAUAGAAAAAGCUGCAGGAUCUGUCUAAAGCCUUCCCUCCAGUUUCUACAGUUUGCAUUCGGUUUGUCUUCCAGUGCAUGUGGGUUAGUUGGAGCUCCUCAUGGGUUUAUCAAGAUGUGCUCAUGAAGCUUAUAGUACAUUCCUACCGUUAGUUUAAAUGAAGCAUAACCUAUAUAAAAGCCCCCCCCCCAGAACAUACACACUGAGGCACUCAUACACAAACAUAUAUGUCCCUGUUGACCCCCCUCUGUGAGUGUAAUACCAUGUUCUAGACCAACUGCCACACCGCAGCAACAAAGCCUCAUAUAUAUAUACAUUCUGAACAUGUUCCUGCACAUGCUUCCAGAACUCAUGCAUGGAAACACACAUGAACACACAUACACCCACACACUGUUCUGCCCCCAUUAGCUCAUGGCUAACGGCUUAACAGACAAGUUAAUGCACACACAAACCAUAUAGACACACACAAACACAUACACCACAAUCUGUUCCCUGUUCUCCUCUUGGCUGUCGAUGUGUUUGCAAACACGUACACGUACACGUACACACACACACACGCACACACACACAAAGCAUAUACGGACUCCAUACAUGCUUUACUGGCGCUGAGGCGGUUAACCCCUAGUUGACCUGUGAAGCUGCUGAGAGAGAUAAUCAUUGUUCAGCUUACGCAGACCCACCGGUCUCCAUGUCUGUCCAUGUGUGUGCGUGCAGUUGUUAGGAUGUUAGUUAGAUCAUGGGACAGAUUUCUCUAUGUAGGUUAAACUAAUAAUGUGUCGCAAACAGGAUGACUGUACAGGACUGACCAUACAUAAUUCUCCUCCCUCCCUUCACUCCCUCUGAGUUUGCAUCAGAAGAAUUAUCAGGCUUUUACUGCCAUUACAAAGCAGGAUAUUUACGUCCAGAAUAGUGCUACAUGUUUAUUAGUGGUGGAUGCUGAUCCACCGCCAGACAGCUAGAGUCAUGAUAUCAAUGUUUUGUUUUUAUUUUCUACCAGAACCAUUAUGAGCUCUGAUAAACCUGUUGAUCCCAGGUCUGGCUCUGCUCACUUUGCAAAGUUUACAGCUCCAGACAGCAGGCGGCUUUAGGAUAUUAUUACUAACCUUAAGAUCUAAGAUACUAACUUAGAACAGAGUUUCAGAAUCAAUGCCAAGGAUACGAGUGAGGGGAGUGAAGUCCAAGGACACAAAUAACAUUUUGUGACCUCUUUUCCUUGUGAUGGUUCAGAGUCUAUCGUCUAUCAGUCGGUUUUGCCAAGUGUCCUUGGGCGAGAGACUUAACCCCAAACUGCCCCCACUGGCUAUGUCCAGCAGUGUGUGAAUAGGAUUAAAUAAAACUGAUGGGUGCUUUAGACAGUGGCCUCUGCUUUCAGUGUGUGGUGAAUUGGUGAAUAUGACAUGUAGAGGGAAAUGCUUUACAUGUAUAACGUGGUCCAGUUAAUGAACUUAAUGAGAGCUUCCCGCAUCCCCAGUAAUGAACACACAGCUCAACUAUCCAGAUUUUCCUCAAACGUCCAGCUUCUAUGUCAAAUAUGCUGAGACGUUACUGUUUUCACUGUGAAUGAAGGUUUGUGUUUAAGUGCUGCUGAAGCAGAGCUGUUGUUGCACUGUUGCGGAAACAUAAGCUGAUGAUGAUUCUACAGAACUGUGUGUGUGUGUGUGUGUGUGUGUGUGUGUGUGUGUGUGUGUGUGUGUGUGUGUGUCGGUGUGUGUAUUCAAAGUAGGCCUCCCAUAUCAAAUUGUGCAACAGACAACUGGAUCAGCUUUCAAUCCUUUUACAAAGUAAAGACAUCAGCUUUUUGUCUUAACUGACUAACAACACACACACACACACACACACACACACACACACACACACACACACACACACACACACACACACACACACACACACACACACACACACACACUGUAGCAGAUGAGCCAUGGAUGUGUCUUUCCAUCAGUCUGUCUGCUUCCUUUUUUUUCCACUCUGAAACACACAGACAGCCCGCCACUCUGAGUCACUUGGACACACACACAAACCUCUCAGCUGUCUCUCACCUUAACUCACCUCUUCUUCCUCCUCCCCCCUCCCUCUCUCUCCCUCUCUAUCUCUCUAUCGCUCUCCGUAUCUCUUUUUUUAUCCCCUUUCUGUGUCUGUGUCCCAACACUCAUCACCUUAACUCCCCCCUUAUCUCUUUUCUCUCAGCUGACGGAUUUUAGUUCUCCAUUUCAGUCCAUAGUCUUGAGGCUUCAGUUUUGGUCUCAUGGUAGGGCUCUAAAAAGAAUUGUGUUUCUUUGCAGUUAAUGACAUUAUAUUUGUCGUAACCAGCCUCGGCUCUCUCACUUUGAGGGAAUGGGCUCAUGGUUCACACACCUGCACCACCAGGUAACUCAGGAGCUCUGCUUCCUUGUGUGUAAAGGAGGUUCUCCCUUCUCUCCUACAGUCUGGUGGAUCUUGCUCUUCCUCAAUUUUCAUAAAAUGUAUCACAUGGAUUCACAGUAAAUCGAGAAAGAGACAGAGAAAAAGGGGCUACAUGGGGGAAUCAGAUCUGGGCUGCCCACUUGGAGAACAUAGCCUUUGUACAUGAUGUGCUUGAUUUACCCUCAAGACCAAAUAGGCACCCUGACACACUUGGUAUUAACAAGUAUCUAAUGCAUCUGAAAGAAAGGAGAAAACCUUUUAAAUAUGAAGAAUACAUUUUAUGGUCAACGUCUUGUUGGCACAAGACUUAAAUGUCAGUGCUCUAAUACCCAGAUGUAAACAAGCACAGAUGACAGAUGGCAUCUUGUAACGCAUUGCAACUAGGCAGUUCUUUGAUGUAGGGCUGGGCGAUAAACCGGAAAUUUACCUGUACCGAAAUUUACGACAUAACCAACUUCAUCUUGUCCAUGUCAAUAUAUUUGGUGUCAAAAAAUGAAUAAAUAAAAGUUGAUUUUGGAUGUGUGUAGGGAGGCUACGUCCUUUUAAGAUGUUGUCCUAUGUCGGAGACGUGUCUCCACCUCAACCAGUCCAUAACAAAGAGGGAAAGGUGGAAGACGGUUCAAAAGUUGUAGUGGCUGGAGUGGCGGCCGAAGCAGACGAAGUUAAUGAGGGAGCGGUUGAGCAGCUUGUGUUGUAGUUAUCGUCCAUUUAUCGUUAUUGAGGUGAAUUGCUCAAUAUGCAAUUGCAAACACCACUCAAGUCUGUUGGUGCUAGCUCUGCCAGCAUCAGCCGUACUCUGCAUUCUGCACAUCAGUUUGCCAGUCCAUGUUUGGCCAUUUUAAAUACAUCUUGUUCAAUCCUUUCCACAUUUUUUCUCUUAUCCAGGUCCAUUAUGAGGCCAAAGAUAAAAUAAAUAUUAUAAAUAUAAAUGUUGUCCAUUUUAAGUGUAUUUUUAUAGUGCUUUUGAGUCCAAAUGAAUGUGUACACGUAUAUCCCUUUCAGUGUGUGUAACUGUUGAGUUGAGAACAUGUGUGUGUAUAUGAGUGUGCGUCUCCAGCUGUUUUGUGUCCCAGAGCAGCAGCACUAGGAAACCAGGUCAAGUGUCUGCUCCACAGACCAAUAACACCAUCCUCUACUCUGUCUCAUCAUCAUACCUCUCCUCCUCCUUCUUCUCAUCCUUCUCCUCCUCUUUCUGCUUGUUCUUUUUUUUUCCACCUGAAUUUUUCCCUUUUCCUUGCCAACAAUAGAAACACAAAAAUACUUCAUUCUUAUUGUUUGCUGGAACAAACUACUAAAAAAACAACCUGUGCAACUUCAUCUGUAAAAUAAUUACCAUUUAAGUUAAGGCUUAUCACAGAUUUUGUGACGUCAUUUUGUUUGCGUCACUGCAGUGUAUAUGUGUGCGUAUUUAUUUAAGUGUUUGUUGGUUUGUUAUAUCUGCACAUGUAAUCGGAGCUGUGUGUGUGUGUGUGUGUGUGUGUGUGUGUGUGUGUGUGUGUGUGUGUGUGUGUGUGUGUGUGUGUGUGUGUGUGUGUGUGUGUGUGUGUGUGUGUGUGUGUGUGUGUGUGCUGUCCCCAGGCCCUGAAUGUUCCUGUGUGUCAGAACACAGCUGGUAAAGCAGUGCAUCCCACAGGGCCUUCAGUCCAGCCAACACACACUCAUAGAUAUUUGUGUGUGUGUCAGUGUGUGUGCCUAUGUGUGUAUCAUCAUCUUCUCUUACUCCCCAAACAGCCACCACAUCUGCUUUGCUCUCAGUGAGGCUUGAUCAUCUAAACAUACCGAUGAUGUCUGGGGCUCUCUCCCAUGGGAUCCUUCAUUGUAAGGGCAUAAUGUCCUGCAAAAAACACACGGGCUGCUAGUUAAAAUCACUUUAACGUGGAGGUAGGAUUUUAUUUGAAUGCUGUUCUCUUAUGAUCUGAUCAUUUUCUAAACGUGUCCAACCAUAUUAGACUGAAUAAAAAAUGCACACUACAGGAAUUGGACAAAUAUUUUGGGGACUGCAACAAACUUAUUCAGACAGACAGGGUGUCAUUUUUUUUAAAUCUUAACCUUAAAUAGUCAAACAGUCAAAGUAGCUGUUACCACAUCAGCAUCCAGCCUCGUGCUUACAUUGUUAGCUUCACAUAUCAGCCUGUGCAGUGCAAGAAACCACCUUUGCUAAGUGUUAAUCAACCACAGCAAAACUUGAUGUGAGUUAUUUAAUUGUAGUUAAUGCACCAUACAAACAUUUAUAGAGAGGAGUGUCAAACUUGCCAUUGAACUGAAAUAAACCACUACUUAUUUGACACUUUAACUUACAGCUGGUGUCCAGUCACAGCUGACCCUAUUCAAAUGUAACAGGAAGACUCAUCAAACAAUAGUGGGAGAGAAUUUUAAAGCACUGGAGCUGGAAUAUGUCUGUAGACUGUCAUCAAGUAAUCUACAGAUUUUGAGCUGAGUCAUAAAACUCAAAAGGGGAUUUAUCAUUAUAAGCUUUAGAUUAUUGUCAUUUUUUUAAUAGAGCUUAAGUAUAUAUCCGGUAUAAUCCUCACUACAGCGGCUAUGAGGCUGGUCUUAAACUUGCAUUUGACGCCCUUUUCAGAGUGAUGAUUAUACAAAGUUAACACUUUUCCAUGAAGGUCCUGUAGUAAACAUUAAUUGAUUGUCAAAAUCAAUCAAUCAAUCAAACUUAAUUUUUAAAACACCUUUCAUACAUAGAUGAGGCACAAGGUGCUUUCCAUUCAAGCAGGAUAUUAAAAACAAUUAAAUAAAACAAAUAAAAAUACAAAUACAAAUACCAAACCCGCCCACCCUCCCAACCCCAAUUCAACACAUACAGCCUUUCAUCAAACAAAGGCUGUUGAGGUUUAUAAGCACCUCAAAAAAGGUCUUAUAAGUGACUUAUUAAGUAUUAAUUAAUGCUUUUUUGAAGGACCUUUAUAUGAAGUGUGACAAAAAAAGAGGUUAAUCAUCAAAUUGAGGCCCCGCCCGAUAUUCAUGAAUGUGUGAAUAGUAGCCUAAUUUCUGGUCCCAGGUCAGCAGUAGAGCUCUUAACAUACCAGCACUUAGUUUAGCUAAUAGCAGUUUUGUUUGAACAGAUGAUGUACAUUGAUUAUCAUCAGCAGGGAGCACGUCGGGUAAAGGGUCAGGGCACAAGGGGGCAUGAGGCGGGGUGAGCAGGAGUGUUUUUGGUUUAACAUAUCACUGCCAGAUGCCACCCUAAUCCCAUGUGGACACAAGAAUCCUUUUUGCUCUGGUCUGGUUUCAUAUUGACAGAAGCUUCUCGUCAUGCUUGAAGGUGACAUGCUGUCUGUGUGGGCCAUGGAUGUAACUUGGAGUGUGUUGAGGUGUGUGUGUGUGUGUUCAUCAUUUGUAGUGAAGCGUUUGAGAGCUUUAAACUCUUUUUUUUUCCCCUAAACAAGACAUUAAAAAAAAUCUUUUUGAGCUCUUCUAAAAAGUUCGUCACAGUCGUUGAUUGUGGAAAAGACCAUUGAUUUAUUUAUUUAUUAGAGUAUUAUUUCUUUCUGCAAAAAAAAAUCACCAAUUUUGACGACCAGAAAAGACGUGUGUGUGUGUGUGGAUGUUUGCAUCAUGUAGAUAUUAAUAAACUGUUGUGAUCACUUGUUCUGUGUUGGUACUCUCUGCCAGUUUGUCUAUCAGGUUAGUGUGUGUGUGUGUGUGUGUGUGUGUGUGUGUGUGUGUGUGUGUGUGUGUGUGGGCCCCUCAGGUCCAGUCUCAUGUUUCUCCCUCAGCUGUCAGCAAUUUUUGGGCUGGCCAGAGAUCCUGCUGUCACUGCCUCCUCCUUUUUCUCAUCCUCUUUCUUAUCACUCCAUCUUACUGUGGGUUCAUCUCCUCCUCUCCUCCUCCUCCUCCUCCUCUUCUCCUCUCCAGGGAGACUCCUUACCACAGCAGUUAGUGCGUUCGAUAGAAGCUUUUAGUUUACAUUUGCAACACACAAGAGCUGACCUGACACCGCGACCCGGAGUGUGUGUGUUUGUGUGUGUCAAUGUCCCAGUGUGUGUCAGUGUGUUUCAAUGUGUGUGUGAUAUACAUUAGGUCUCAGUUUACUAUUUACCGGAACCAAUGACACUAAGCUGCUGUUUGCUGUGGUUAGCACAUUGAGUGUGUGUGUGUGUGUGUGUGCCAUGAUAAGUCUAGAUUAAUUAAAACAAAAUCUACUGAUAUGUACUCAUAUGAUCAGCUCGUUAUUAAGCCAUUACGGAGCUUGAUAACGAGCUGAUCAUUUGAAUCAGGUGUGUUGGAGCAGAGAAACAUCCAAAACAUGCAGGACAGGGGGGGGGCUCAAGGACUGGAUUGAGAACCACUGGCAUAAGGUAUGCUGUCCACUUCUUAGAGUGGAGGAGCCCAAAGCCUCAAUUUUAGAGCACUUUCCGUUUGAAGGUUUCAAAGGUAAUCUCACUACGCUUCUGCAGACACCUUUUGUAAAUGUCCAUUCAAACUUUCAAACUUGGGAUCAAACUUUCAGGGUACUUGUUAUGAGAAGCUAGUAGAGUCCACCCAUCAUGGAUACUAAGAUGCACUCUGCUCGCUUGAGGCAAACUUUUAUCUUUUUUUCCUCUUUGUAGAGAGCUGCUCAUAGAGUUUAACGCAAGUAAGGCUGUGAUUGGCGUUAACACUCCAGCUCCAGCGUGUUUACUAAUCUGCUGAAUACUUCGUCAUCAUCUGUAGAUCAUUUCUGUAGGUCUUUGGCUGUAUAUUCAGUGAUACAGCUGUCUAAUCUCUAGAGUUUAGACAGGUUGUUCACACUUCCUUUACAGUUUUAUGGCCUAGCUGGAUUUAUUUUCCUCACAUCAUAUAGAGGGUUUUUGAGGUGGCAUUUUUGCCAAGUGACUUCCUCUACCUGCAUCCCAACUGGAUGUUACUAGUCUAAUUGGUUUCUCCUUAGCUGGUGUUGUAGGUAAAGUUGAUGCUGAAAGUCCUGCCCUGUUUUGUUUUUGAUAGGGAGAGUGAAAACUGUUGUAAAACCAUAAUAAAAAGAAGUCCUGGAUUCAUGCCCUUGAUCACUAACCCCCGACAGAGUAGACUUCAGCUUCCUGAGCCUUUCAUCAAACAAAGGCUGUUGAGGUUUGCGAGCAAGUAAAGCCCAGUGAGUCUCCAACCCUCUGAUACGACCCUCAUGAACUUUCCCUGAAUGAGCGCCCACACAGAUGGUAGGCAACAUGUCUACAUACCUAUAUGUUUUGCAGGACCGACAUAUAAAUCUUGACUCUUUCAAAUUAAAAGUCUUUAAAGAACACACCCUUAGUUUCUCUGGCAUCUUCACUCCAUUAUUACAAAUGAUUUACACAUUUUAUCAUUUAUUAUUUCAAUCUAUUGUGUGCACAGUUUAAGUCCCUAUAUUUUGUGUGUAUUUGUGUGUGUGUCUGUGUGUGCGUGUGUGUAUUUGUGUUAUGGCUGCUCCUCUGCAGACAGCAUUAAAUAUUCAUCCUCCAGCUCGUAUUUCCCCCUCUCAUCUGUCUAUCUAUCCUUGUUUCCUUCUUUUCCUUCUCCUCCUCUCUUACUUUCCCUUUCUCUCCUCCCUACCUUCCAUCCUUUUUCUUGUUCAACUCAAUCUCAUCUUUAGAGGGUAAAAGGAACUGAAGAAAGAGAUGUACUUUAAGGGGAAUAAACUGAAUUAACACUAAAUCUUUGAAAAGAGCAAACCCUUCACACUACUCUUCCUUUAGCUUCACAAUUCUUUAGAUUUAGGUUAUAUAUUUUAUUUCAGUCAUAAUACAAAAUAAACAGAAAAGAACAAGGCAGGUAAGACAUAUGUACAUAUAAAUAUACGGUUUACAUCGUUGUUUGACAGAAAAGGUUUAGGGCUGGAGCCGAAGCUUAUUUAGACAAACUCCCAAUGUUUUGGUCCCACUUAGCUCAGAAAUAGUGAAGCUGAAUAAGAAUAGUGAGCAGGAUUUUAUUACACCAUGUGCACCUUCCUCCUGAGAUAGUUAGAUGUCAAGCCAGCACUUUCUAAAAUGCAUCUAAAAGAAUUACACAUUGAGCUGGAAGGAAGCGGAGAAUGAACAAUCCUACAAACUUUCACUCCAAUUUGCACUCUCAAUUUUUUCCAUCAGAAAAAUCAACAACAUUGGACUGAAAUCCUGUUUGAAGUCCAAGUCACAGGACAGGUCUUCAUGUCUGAACAUGUUGGGUCUGUGUUUUGCACAUUUCUCCAUGUUUGUUUUUGUAGUUCAUUAAUGUGUGGGUCAUGUUCUCCACACAUCCUGUUGUGUUUGUGAAUGUAUGUGUGUGUUUGACAAGAAUAAUGUGCUGUCCUCUGUGUUUGUUGCUCUGGUAUCACAUCAGUACGUCCUCUGGGUGUCAGUGUUUGUAAGCAGGAGAUUUAUAAAGGAAUUGGACCUCUGUAUUGAGUGUGUGUGUUCUGGUGUGGUCUAUAUAUGUAAACCUAUCUGAGCACAGCACAGGGAAAUUUCAGCCCAGGUAUUGAUUUGGUCCGGACCGUGUUUCAGGGUCACUGUGAUGUCAGCGUUUGUGUUAUUAUUGCUGUUUUUGUCUGCAGCUUUUGAUUCAACACAACAAGACGACACCGAAGCCCAUUGAUCCUAAUGGGAAGAUGACCUGCUGCAUAUCAAAAUAACAGCAUAUGGCAAGAAAGAGUUGACUUUUACAAAUAGUAUAGAAGGGAAGAUAAAACACAGAACUUCUGAUGAGAAAAAAAAAACACAUUCCUGAUGCAUAAAACAAUAGAAAAUGAAUAAAUGAACAAACGCAUUACGCUCUAUGUAUGAGUAUACUAACUGUAUGCAGAGGUUCUGUGGCUGUGUUGUGAUGCAUACAGUAUGUUACUGUAACUGUGCAGCUCUCUGGCUCUAUUAAUGUAACAUUAUGGUUUCAAAUGAACAUGAAAUCAUCCUCAGGUAACAAUCAUUUAAUAGUAUUUUUCAGCACUUAUCAAUAUUUCAAAGGCUGUACGGCAGAUCUCUGAGGUUAGCUUUGCUGAAUAAGUUAGCCUUCAGAUCAAGAGAGUCAGUUUCAUGACACAGAAAUCGCUGACUGUGCAAUUCACCCCUCAACCUUUUCUUUGGAUUUUAUGUUGCUCUUGACUAAGGCUAUAAAGUCCUAGUCGUCCGGUCGACUUAUUUGUCGAUAUGUGCUGAGUCGACCAAAAUUCUGAUUUGUCGACUUGAUUUUUUCCCCGCGUCAAUUUACAGUCUAUGGUUAAUUUCAUCAGGAGGAAUGUACCAAGUGCUAAUGGGGUUGUUUUCAGAGCACCCCUCUUGUUUUCACCAUUUUGGAUUCGCCUAACCCACUGGAGACCGUCUGGAAACAAGAAGACAAGACAACGUGAAAUCACUGUCCAGUGGUUUGCUGAAUAAAAUAUUAAUUGAUAUUAAUUGCCGUCUUGUGCUGAUAUUAGUAUAUUUUCACACAGCCGAGCCGAGUUGUCCCCCGCCGCAGAAGGGUUUGCCAUUAGAGUCGGGAACCCCCACCCCUCGGUUGUCAAUUUUUGGUCGAAAAUUCCAGGGGUUUAUGUCGACCAAGAAUAUCUUUGGUCGAUUACUGCCCUACACUUGACCCUAAACACCAACAGUGCUUGCAGUCUUUUCGGUUCUUCAUGCUGUAUUUUGUCACAAUGAUUGAACAUUCACUCGCAGUGAGGCGUUUCCUCAUCCCAGCUCAUGGAUUCAAAGGCACAACGUACACAAACAGAAUGGAAGACGAUAAUGCACAAGCCAAUUAUAGCAAAACCAAAAAAAAUUAGAAAAAAACAACAAUUUUGUGGAUGUUUAUUAAACGAUUCAACCUUGAGAAUUGGUGUAUCUUAAAUGGACAUAUUACCCUGGUGCUGAGCAAGAAAACACUGAUUGUAUACAUCAGGUCAUUUCCUUAUGUGUGUGUUGAAUUCAGGUUGGGAUAUUAGCCAAUUUGCAAUUUCAUACUGACUAACCUUUAUGAAAAGGUCUCGUCCCCUCGCCAUGGCAACAAAGUAAUUCAAGCAUAAAGAUGUGAAGGAACAGCCACGACACAGUAUAUUUAAAUGUUGAUGUUUCUGUAUGAGCACUGACACAGAAAUACAGCUGAUGGAAAUAAUGACAGUUUGAUAUUCACAGUGUCAUAAAGCAAACACCUGGACGAGGAUGUUUUGAGCUGAUGGUGGCGACAGAUGAACAGUUUGAGGAUUAACAAGAAGUCUUUAUAAUAUUAAUAAAGUUUUACAACAAUCCAUAAUAAUUAUUUAGACUAAAACAAAUGUUGUGAAAUGGUUUUGUAAAUUGUUAAAUAUCCAGUCCUGUUGCCUCUUCAUCCAGAUCUACUCCUGUUUGCUCUUGUUCCUUAUAUCGGUGCUGUAAACACUCAGUCUUAAUAACAGUGCUGUAGACUUAUUAAGAGGUCAUUCUGCGGGUAGAAAGAGUCAAAUUCACAUCUAAGUAGCUUUGAUUUUUGUACUUUUUGCAUUUUUUUUGGCCUGCACUUAUAUUGGUAUUGCUGGUAUAGGAUGUUGAAAGUCAUUCAAGAAUACAGACUGAAUAUUGUUGAUAAGUUCAGUGAGACAAAUAGGCCACCUCCCAAAGAUCGGCUCCAUGUCCGGCUGAUAGAUUCUUGCAUCAAUAGCAGAAGCGGCCCGUCUGAGGCUUGUUCUUACAUGUCUCCUUUUAUGCCUGCAAACUGAUAUCUGCGUCAGAGAGCAAAAUCUGAAGGAGAGGGAAAAGAUUUUUGGUGUCAAGAAGGUUUUGUUUCUGUUUGGGGUCUGAUUAUUGUUGUCCAAGUGUGUUUCAGUGAGCUGAAAACAGACUUCUGCACACACAGCCUAUCUCAACACAUCGAACUCUCCAUGGUGAUAACAGUGGUGUGAAAAAGGGAUUCUUGGCUGUGAUAUCCAGAUAACCACUGCUGCACCAGAACUCUAGAGAGACUCGUCUUCUCACUUUCCUGUUUUAUUCCUCUUUCACCGAUGUUAAAGGAUUGUUCCUCGCUCUUUCUCUCAGACUCAUCCACUUUCUCUGUCUGCCUGUCUGUGUUCAUGUCUCUCACCCUGUCUAUCUGUCCUCUAAACUCUCUCUCUCCUCCCGUCUGUGUGCCUCAACCUCUCAGUCCAUCCAUCUGUUUUCCUCCUCGUGUCUUCCUCUCCCUCCCUCCCUCCCUGCCUGUCGCUCUGUCACUCAGUUUCAUUUCAGCAGCCCGUCCUCCCUCUAUCGUCUCUCUCUCUCUCUCUCUCGUCUCUCUGUGUCUGUCUCACCCGGUUGUUGCUGUGGGUCUCUGUCAGGAUUACACGGCGUCAGGUUGGCCAACAUGGACGUCGGUGGUGGGGAAACAAAAUGUUCUUCUGAGCACAAAGCCGCUUUAAUCCGCUCUCCUCAUCCCCCACAGCACAGCCUGAUUACAGAGAGCUGGUCGGCAGGCAUUAAGACAAACUGUGAGGCAGAACGGCUGAUCGACUGACAGUGCAGUCUGGAGUGAGUUUAUUGGCUUGUUGGCUGACUGACUAAUUGGCCUACUAACUGGCUAAGUGACCCUUUAACUUACCUCAUUGCAGGCUAGCUCAUGGGCCCUCAGCCGUCACACUGUCCAGGUGAUUGUCAAAGUAAAAGCUUGAUUGACUCCCUUUGGACUGAUUCAGUGAGUCACUAAUUUAAUGACUCUCUCAGGAGUUGAUAAAAAAUUGGAUCCUUAUAUCCAAGUUUUUACUUUACCUACUGUAUGUUUAUGAGGUUGUGUCACAAUGAAGAGCUGCCCACGGCUUGACUUCCACACUUUGCUCAUUAACACAAUGAAUCCCUGCAGGUGAUGACAAUGUGACGAAACAGCGUGAAACAGCAGUGGCUGUGUCUCUCUGUGUGCUCUGAUCUUGAUCAGAAAUUGAAUUGACACUUGGUGCUACUGCACAGUGUGAGAAGAUAUUGAUUAAAUUACUAACUCUGUGCUCUGCAAUUUUUUUAACCUCUUGGUAUGAUGACAUUGAGCCCCAAAGUCCACCCUUGGUUGGUGUACCAGAGUUGUAUGAAUGGAUCACACAGCGGCCUCUGUGUAUGAAUGUGGCAUGGAUGGGUUAAUGUGACAAGUCAUGAAAAAGUGCUUUGAGUGGUCAGAAGAAGUGGGAGUGCCACACACAUUCAGUUCUGCACACACACAGACAGCUGUCCUAACCCGUCUGCUCAGGUCCCGCACAUCUCCCCAUUCCACCGUUACUACCUACAGAAGAACCACUUAGAGUGAUCAGAAGACUCGAGGUAGUGCCACAAAGCCCCUUUACUCAUGACCAUUUUUAUCUUUUGGAAAGGGCUCACCACUUUUAGAAUUAGGGGUGUUCCGAUACAACUUUUUGACUUCUCAUACGAUACUGAUACUGUAGCCUUCAAUAUUGACCAAUACCGAUAUUGAUCCAAUAUUGAAGUUUUUCACUCAGCUGCAAUGUACUGACACCCAGCUUUUCACUCUUACUUCUUGGUACUUGUUAGUACCUUAGCACACACUGUUGUUGUGAUUUUGUGGGCUCAGAUAAGGGCGCUGCUAGAUAGAGGUGCCGGAGCGGAGUCUGGAAUGGACUGUUUGUAUCAGAGUGCUGAUAUCAGAGAUGUUAGAUACAGGUCGAUAUAAUCCAAUACAUAUUUUUUGCUGAUAUAAGACCGAUAUCCGAUAUCAAUAUAUUGGGACACCCCGAAUUAGAAUAUGCAGAUUUUACUGAUUUAAUGAUGUGGGUCUGUGAAUGGAUUGGUAUAUGAUGAAAUCAUAGGAAAUCGGUCUUCAGUUCAGCCUCUCUCCACCUGCAUUGUCAGUUUCCCCCGUCUCCAAAUGUACAGUUUAAAUGCAUGAUUCCGAGUUUCCCUACUGUUGUGCACACCCCUCAAGUUUGUUUGCACACAACAAGUUUCGAUCACAAGAAGGGUGGCGUACAGCACAUUCAGGCCCUUUUUUGUGCAAAUGCAACACUUUUAUAUGGAGGAAUUUUGACUUUUCACUUUUCACUCAAAACCUUUAGAUAUGCCCGUCACCCUAGAGGCUGAAUCAGAUUACCAAAAUGCUUAAGGAAAUUCGCUUGUUCUUGUGAAGUGAUGUUUUGUUGUUUACAUGCAAAAUCUAGCAGUAGGAUUGUUUUGCUCAGUUGUUCCCCAUGUGGAUUAUUCAUGGUCAUUUGUGAAAAAAAAAAAAAAAAACUGUCUGCGUGACCAAUUUCAUCUUCAUUUCAUUUUUUGCACCUUUGACUGAUGUGGUUACAAUUAAUUAAUGGUGAAUCAACUAAUUAAUUGUCUGACUUUACUUGUAAGGUGACUAUGAUCAUCUAAAUGAUGCUGUUUUUGUUUCUCUGUUUUCUCAUUUCAGCCUUAACUGCCUACACAUACCUCACUAUCUUCGACCUUUUUAGGUAAGUGUGUUCCACCAUAACUGAGAUACUAACUGAGCGACACUUUACCUCCCGCUGAUUCUCUGCUGCUGUUUCUGAUUCUGUUGCUUUUCACUCAUCUCCCCACCCCUCUUCUCUCCUCUGCUCUUCCAGUUUGAUCACCUGUCUCAUCAGUUCCUGGGUGACUAUGAAGAAACCCAGUCAGGUCUACUCCUUUGGGUGAGUUUUGGGCUAUGAUCUGCACAUUACAAGCACACUGACCAGUCUUAGAAAAUAUUGGUGGGCUGUUCCCUGAAUGCUCUUGCAAUUAAUAAUCAUUUAAUUGUGGGAAGCUAUUUUACCUGGAAUAUGGUGUGACAAUGUAUCACUAAAAUAUCAUGGUUAUGUGCCAUCAUGACCACCAGGGCAGUCCCAACUCUCACAACUUUCAGCUGAACUGGCAGCCUAUGCAGCUUGCAGGACUUCAAACUGAAUGAUUGUACUGCAAAGAGCUCUAUAGCACUACAGAAACUUCACUACACUUUGCUGAAUGUAAUUAAAACGGUGAUGUGGGGCUGUCAACGAAUAUUCUAAAUUCGAAUAUAUAUUGGAAUAUAUAUAUAUUUUUUAAAAAAAGAUUUGAAUGUGAAAAUUGAUAUACAAAUAUUAGAUAAACAGCUGGGAAAAACUGAGGGAGAAAAAGAAAAACUGACAGAAAAAAAAAAAAAACUUUGGCUGCUUUGCGGGUGAGCGCACUGUAACAAUGGGUCAGGGACAGGUCACAGAAACAGCACCUGCAGUGAGACUCGACAAAAGCCGUCCAUGGCACAAGGAGAGAUGGCGGGAUGUUCGGAGCCAAACUCUGAGAGAGUGGUCUGGACUCCAACAACUUUUAGAAGCUCUAUUUUGAGCAGACACAGUAGACAGAAAAAAAUUCUGAGUGAGAUAAAGUUAUAUGCAAGCUGUGUAAGCUAGAAUUAGCUUAUCGUCCCACCACUAGCAACCUGAAGAAACAUCUUUAAAAUGUGCCCUUAAAUGAGCAUGCCAUGAUGUCUGGAACUCCAGCUAAACAGCCACGUCUCGACUGCAGGUUAAUUUUGUAAUGUCCUAGGAAUUCUCAAAGAUGUUAUAACUGAAAUAAAAAUAAGAAAUACCUAUACAAGUAGUUAUGUCUUGUAUUACUUUGUCCUCCUGUUGGCAUAGGGCGCAAAUAUAAAUAAUUGAAAAUGUUUGAACCUAUGUGUUAUUCUUGGAACGAAUAUUUGAACGUCAUUUUUGAGCAAUUUUGACAGCCCUACUGUGAUGCAGGUGGCCAGUUUAAUGUCAACAAGAAAAUUAUUUCUCACUGCACCCAACCAAGUAAGGAUGGCCCAGUCAAUACUUGUUCAUUUGGAUGUGUGUUGACGUAGAGUUGAAAUAAUUUGGUCAUGUUAUGCCGUAGAGUUAUUAUUGUAUCUGCUCUCAAAUCUUCUGGUAGACUUUUGUGUUUUCACCUCUCCUGCUCAAAGAGACAAAAAGUAUUGCCUCACUCAAUGUUUGUUUGUUUGUUUGUUUGUUUUUGCGUGCGUGUGUUGGUGAAAUGGCUGAUGGGUGAUCAAGUGGAAAUCUGCUUGUAAGCUUCACUUAGCCCCCAUAAUACCUUUGUUUGUUGGUGUUUGUCCGUGUUAAUUGCCUGCCAGGAACACAACAACAGUGCAGAUUGUUCAGUGAUUUUUAUAGCUGCAGCUUCCAACUCAUUUCCAACCCGGAAAGAAGUGAGUGAGAUUGCCCAGGAAUUAGCUGGAUCCAUUUCACUCUUCUUUUAUUAAUGUUAAAUGUCUUCAGUUAUUUAAUUUGGCCUGAUGAGGUUUGAUGAAUGAAUCUUUUAUGCUCUGCAUGAGUUACUAGAGUUAAAAGUAGGUAAUAAAUGAGGCAUAAAGCAUUAGGAGGCUGAGGUCUCUUUUUUUAAUGCAAAGUUUGUUCAGAGUAGUGUUCACAAAUCUCUGGACUCCACAAGCUUGUCCUAAGUAGCUUGUUGUAACUUGAAAAUAUGUCUUAUCAGUAGGACAUGAAUGUUUCAUAAGGGUGGGAGAAAAAAUCGAUACAGCAUAAUAUCGCAGCAUUUUGUCUGGUGAUAUACCUUAUCGUCUCAUUUGCCAAUAAUCGUUUUUUUUUUUUUUUUAAUUAAAUGUUAAUAUGAAGUCAAAUCUAUGAUAAUGGAAAAAUAAAAUCAGCUGUUUGUCCAGUGAGGUUGGCAGAGAUGACAUUAUAGAGCAGGAGAUAGUUAAUGGAACAAAUAUAGCAGCACCUGGGGAAAGACAUUAGGAAUUCAGCAGGGCACUAAUGAGAUGGACCUGACAUAUAAGGUUUGAAAGAUGUGUUGGAUGAAAAUAAAAUACUGUGUAAAUAAGACAAGCUGAAAGAAAAGACAAAUGCUAAAUUAGCUAAAAAGUUAAAAUAAUUGUAUAAGUCGCAAUAUGUUGUAUCGUAAUGCUCACUGUAUUGCAAAAUGUUAUAAAUCACAAUAGUAUCGUAUCGUAGCCCAAGUAUCGUGAUAAUAUCGUAUCGCGGCCUAAGUAUCGUGAUAAUAUCGUAUUGCGGCCCAAGUAUCGUGAUAAUAUGGUAUCGUGGCCCAAGUAUCGUGAUAAUAUUGUAUCGUGGCCCAAGUAUCGUGAUAAUAUCGUAUCGUGGCCCAAGUAUCGUGAUAAUAUCGUAUCGUGGGGCCACUAGUGAUUCCCACCCCUAAUGUUUCAUGGGAUGUUAUUUAACGAGAAACUGUAGUUUUAUUGCUCUUUUCUAAAGACAACAGACUGCAAAAGCAAAAGUAGUGAUACAGUAUAUUUGAGGAAUGGGAGUUGGUGGGCCUUAUCUGCCUGUACAGGUCAGAGUCUGAGUUCUGAUCCAACACAAUAAUUCCACAACAAUCAAAGCAAACAGUAUUUAUGCGUGUUUAUGGACCACCCUCACUCUGCCAGCGUAUGCUCGUGUCAGCAGCCAGCAGACGGCAGGUUUUCUCUGUGGCGCCCACUUAGAUUAACCACAGGCUGUUUGUAGUGCAGAGCUUGACCUUCGACCCAGCAGCAUAGAGGCGAUCAGGCCAAACAGCGGGCACUAAGUGUUCGAAGAGAGAGGGAGUGUGUGUGAGUGACACAAGCUUGUUAAGACAUAGUCCCUUUCUCCUUGGUGUGUGUGUACGUGUGACUUAAGAGAGACUGUUUGACCAACCAGUGACCCAAUGAGCGGACACCUAUGGGUUAAUAGGUUGUCUAUGUUUACUAGGGAUAGAGGCUGGACCCACACACACACUCACACACUCCCUAUAGUGGUAUGUUUUAAACCUAACACAGAUUUGUAUUGGCUGAUGGGUGGUGCAAGAGUUAGUGAUGAAUAUCAUGGUUUUAUUUAAGUCUUUUAUAACAGUUACUGUUUUGGAAUAAUUUGGUACUUCUGCAUGUAAAUAUCAGACGAAACAAUUGUACGAGGACUGUGGUAGUUGUGGAGUAACUACGCAUUUUAUUAAAUAAAGGUAGCUACACACACACAAUCUGAAUUGAAGGACUGAGAUGGGGCUGACACAAAACAAUAACCGCAUAAUUUAGAUCACUUUGAAUGCAAAUAAUCUAAAAGAUCAACCAAAAGAGAAACUUCUGCUUUUCUCUUGCACAAAGAAAACCGAUUGAUACCCUGAGCUCUGAACAUGUAGAUCUACAUGGUGCACUUCAUUCAAAAAAAACAACUCAUGUAUCCUCCCUCCCACUCCCCUCACCCUCUGCAUGUAUGUGGUGAUGUGUCAUGCAUGAAUUUAUAAUGCACUUCAUUGAACUUGCACAAUAGCUCUUAGUUUCGAGGUUUAUAGCUUCUGCAGAGAAGCUGGGCAUGAGAUCACUGACAGUCAGCAUUAGGUUUAACCCCAAUGAGCUCGGCGGACCGCUCACUGAGACAAAGCGGCUCAUCCUGGACAGACUGCAACAGGAUCGACCCCCUGACCUUGUGAUGAGGUCAGGAGGUCGGCAACAGUUGCAACUGUAGGUUGUUCCUGUUGAUAAUUUCUGCUUGUUAUUUUAUGGGACAGAGUUUAAACUCGUGAACGAGUUUUAAGAGGAAAGUGAAAGGCGGGAAGGAGCCUCCUUACUCAAGCUGGUUAAUAAAUAUGUAAUUGUGUCAAAAUAAAAAUCAGCACCUGAUUGUGUGCUUGGAAAAAAAGCUUCCUUGAAUGAAAGAUGUUAGAAUCAAGAUAGAUCUCAGCAUGCAGGCUCAGUCUGUCAGAAGUAGUUGACAUCUAGGUUUUGAUUGUAGAAAUUGUCUCAUUGUGACUGUAGCAUGUGACUCAACGCCUUUGUAUAUAAGGAAUGAAUGGAGUUAAGGAAAUGACAGGUCGUUCAAGUUGGCAAUACCACCAUCAUGACUUUAUCAGUGGGGUCACUAAAUGAAAAUGUGGUCCGCUGUGAAAUAUCCUCCUGUAAAGACCGUCUCUUAUUAUUUUUUUUUACCUCUCUUUCUUUCUUCUUUCCUCCAGGUUCGAAAGACUGGAGGUUCUGGCUGUUUUUGCCUCCACUGUUCUCGUCCAACUGGGAGCCUUGUUCAUCCUGAAGGAGAGGUGUGUGUUCCCCCUCACUCACACCUUCACUCACUGAAAUACUUGUUCAUACUCGCUUAAAGCACUUAAACAAUCUUGAGACAAUAAGCACAACAUCUCUCUUCUGGUCUGAGUUUUUUCAGAGGUGUAGUCAGCGAUCUGAGCCAGAUUAAGAUCCCAUGCCACUAUCUUUGUGCGUGUCCUUGUUUUGAGUCUUUGUCUCUGUCUGUCUCUUUGGAUUAAAAUUUCAAUUAUUGCAGCAUGACUCAGCACAAUCACUGAAUUACUAUCUCCCGCGGGAUACACAAAAUGUUUCCAGUCAUUUUUCUCUCUUGUAUUUGUUUUUGUCCCUGCCAAAUAAUUUCACCAGAUCUUCUAGUCUCGACUCAGGGUGCAUAUUUUUUUUCCUCCUUCCUGGCUGUGCUUUGGCUUUUCCUGAAAACAAUGAAAAAAAAUGCAGUAAUUGCACCCCAGGCUAUUCAAACUACAUCUGCAUGGUUUUUUUAUGUUAUAACAAAAGCUGUAAUUACCACAACUCUGAGAAUGAACAACACUCUUUAGUCAAGGGUCCUGUUUUUGAAAACAGCUCUGUAGUAAGUGAAAAGUUUUCGAGCCGAACAUGUUGCUUUAUCUUAAGUCUGCAUCAUGUCUGAGCAGUGUAUGGCUUUUUUUACGGCAACUGGCCCAUUAAUAUAUAGGUGAAAGGUUGCCAUGUCAUGUUUACCCAUGCUUUUUAUAUCAUGUAAAGAAAAAAACAAAAUGUAAGCAAUAAUGUCACCCUGCUGUUAUAUACAGUAUUAUAUAUUUUAUGUAUUCCUACAGUAAACAUAUGAAAGGACAGCUGAGAUAAUAACCUGAUACGACCAAAAGUUCUCAGUAAUUUGGUUCAUUCAUGUGUGUCUGCGGAAAUCUGUUAUGUCUGUCACCAUCUGAGAACACACUUUUUUGUUUAAAGGGAUGGCCAUGGAUUUACUCUUAAAGGGAUGGAGUAUUAGUGAGCGUGUGUGUGUGUGUGCGUGCGCAUGUGUGUGUGAGAACUUUUGAAUUUUUUAGGGCUGUGGGAAAGUCACUGCCUGGCUGUGUCAGUCUUUCUUACACACACUCGAACACAUGCACACACACAGCUACCUCCAGGCGUCCUGUGUGGGGUUGUCUUGCGGUCAGUUCUCAGGGAAAGGAGGGGUAUUUCCAAUAUUACAAUGUGCGCAUGCACACACACACACACACACUUACACACAAUAUCACACAAAUGCAGGUCAAGCAGCUGGCACGUUGCCUGUUCACACUUUCAUGUGCAGAUGAAUGUGUGUGCUUGGCUGCUGGACUCAAACUUUGCCGACACUGUAUUGAACAAAGUGACAGGGAUGUGUUUAUACAACUUCAUGAAAAAGACAAAUUCACACUUGUUUCUAAUAUUUGGUGGCUUCAAAAUAGUCAAAAAUAUUCAAUAUCAUCAGAUUAAAAAAGAAAUUCAAAGUACAUCAGAAUGUUGGUAAAUGAAGCAAAGAUAGUGGAGUGCCAGACUCAGUUUUUCUUGACAUGACUGUAAGUGUGAGUUAUUCGAAGUGAAUUUUUUUUACCUCAAUUUGUAAAUAUCAGUUUAACAAAGCAAUGAACUGGUAUUUGAUUUAUAGCAAAACAUGUAGAAUACAGAAAAAUAGCUCAGAUGUUCAUUUCCAUGUUCAUGGCUGUAGUCCCCAAAGCUGUCAGCCCAGCUUUAUUUCCAACCUGCUGUCCUUUACGUAAAGAGAUAUUCCGGCGUAAAACUAAGUUAGGGUCAAAUACACCGUAACACUGAGUUAGACACCCCCUCAAAAGAUGAAUGUUGCCAACUGUUUGCUUUACUAGUUAUACCAACUUUAGUAACAACCGCACAAUAGCAAUACACUGCAGUCUGAGGAGCCAUAAACAAACCUCAACCAAAAAGCCACUCUAAAACCACAAAUAAUGCUCAGAACAGCACCUAACUUCAUCAACAGUACAGUACAACUCACCCACUCUCCUCCGGCAGCCUUUUUUUUGUAGGCGGAGCUUGGACGAGUUGUUCACCAAGUGUAGCGGAGUUUCGCAGCUCAAGAAAGAACAUUUAUGAUCAUUACUUCAUGGAAAUGCAAUCUGACCAAGACGUUAAGGCAGAAGAACUACCGCGUCUGCAGUAAAAAAUGAUUGAUAUGAUGAUUAUUCAAGGAAGUGAUCUGCAGAUUUGUGCUCCCACAACAAGAAUGUGUUUCUGUUUCCUUGCAUACUUUUCACACUUUGACUGUUGUUACGAUUAACAAUUGUCAAAAUGGGAGUCAAACUAAAAGUUUUGUGAAACCUGAAAAGCUUACAAAGGAACUCCAGAUGAGAAAAGGCAGAAAUUUGUCUCCUUGCUGUGUUUUCUGUUAAAUCUUUUCAGGUGGCAAGAAAAGACACUCAUACAAAAAAAAACAAAUACACACAAGUUUUGAAUGGCUCAGUAGGGCAGCACAGAAGCACAGAAGGAGAAAGACUGUGUGUAUGUGUUUAUGUGUGUGUCUGUGUGUGUUUGAAUAUCUUUUAGAACAUGUCCUGUUUUCUUUGUGUUUGUUCACCCCUUGUCUCUUCUUGCCUGUUUCAACUUGUCUAGAACCCUCUCUCUCUCUCUCUCCACUUCCAGUACACACACACACACACACACACACACACACACACACACACACACACACACACACACACACACACACACACGCACGCACACACUCACAGUGAGAGUAGUCCCACCUGGCCACUGUUGUUGACUGUGUUUGUGUCUGUUUUGUCAGUGUGGAGCGCUUCAUGGAGCAGCCUGAGGUCCACACGUAAGUAUUAGCCUUCAACAAACACACACACACGCACACACUUAAACAGACAAACAAACAAAAAAAAAAUCCCCUUCUGCAUCCUAAAAUAAAACAGACACAACAUGAGUCAGUCUCACACACACACACACACACACAUGCGUGAUGCCAGCUGUUGUCUUAACAGAACAUCCCAAAGGUGUGGGUCAGACAGACAGACAGACGGACAGAUGGAGAAAGUGACGAAAUGAUUCAGUCAGAGCUUCUGAGAAUCAGAGGACUGACACCGUUCACCGUCUCCUACCAUGACAGUGAGAACUUGUGUCCACACCAGCAGAGAUAAUUAGCUGACUGACUGGCCAAAUCCUCUCAUCAGCACCAGCAGCAAACACGUAACAAACAAAACACAACCAAAAAUCUAAGGGUAAAAAAAGUGUACAUAGUCAUAUAACAGGUAAAGGGUUUUUCUGGCUUAAAAUGAGGCAGAGGUGAUAACUAUCUUAUCCUUUGCUCACACAUAAAUGGACUCAAAUGGACACUUAAAGACCUGCAGUUGUUUGCACUUCCUCCUUUCCACCCUUUACAUCCAUCACCAGCAGUUGCAGCUCACUUUUCUUUGCCUUUGUCAGUUUUGACAUCAUCUUUACUCGUGCAUUGGACUGGUUGCAAUUAUUGCCACCACAUUUGUACUGUCAAUUAGAUAUGACAAAUUCCCUAAGCACUGUCCCAGUUAGAAAGCCGUAUCCCUCUUUUAAACAGUCCAACAGGCUGUUACCCAAAACUGGGGUGGUGUCUAAUUUAAGUGGGACCACAGUUUCCUAAUUUUCAAAACAGAAAAAACAAAUCUGAGUUGACAGAAGUGUGUCUUUUACUUAUUAGUGUUCAUUCUGACUUGAUACUGUGUGUGUCCACACAGCAUGAGAGAGUGUACAGAUGGCAGCACAGACAGAGGUGGGCACAGUUAAUCCAAAAUUUAGCUCUGUUAACAGUUAAUCCAUUAACACAGAUGUUAUCUUUGAUUACAGUUAAUCCAUUAAUUCUGUUCAAAGUUACUUUGUAUCCAUUAGGAUCCACAGAUUACCUCAAGAGUACAGACGCUAUUUGAUCUUGUUGUCUGUGAUCCAUCUUCCUAUUUAAAAGCAGGGUUUGGAUCCUUCUUCUUUCACAGAUAGAUGACCUCUAAUGCCCCUAUUGAUAGGACUACAGGCUGUUUUUAAUGAUCCAGAUCAUUUAGCUCAGCAAAAAAUGGCUCUUUCAGCUCCCAAAUGGCUCUCAGUACCAACCAGCUUGUUUUUGGGGGCCAAGUGAUUUGCAGCUGAUACAUCACUAGAUACUACCCAUGCUCCGAAGCAAAAAUAAUGACUUAAAAAACGAAAAAACAGAAUUGAACGGAAAUGAAAGGUUUCAUAAUCGGUUUUAAAUAAAUGACGGUGUAAAGAUAAGUAAAAGAUUUAACACUGAUAAUUUACAGUGGGCACACACAGGCGUGUGCCCAGGUCUGCAGACUGAUAAGUUAAGUCUGUAAAAAGUCAACAAAAUGAGCAAAAUAGAGUGAUGAAUCAGUCAGCUGAUGAAUGGCAUUCUGAUGUAAUUAUCAUCAUAUUGGCAUCGGCCUUCACAAGGCCAAUAUCACCAUUGCCUUUUCCAAGUGAAAUCCUCAUUAACUUCAGAACUCUUCGUUUACGCUCAAAGAAACAACAGAUCCUGAAAGUAAAAAAGGCAGAAACCAAAAACAAAGGAGAUUCAUUUGAAUGGUGACUAAGAUAAAUAAUCAUUUAGAUGUGUUGAAUUGUGUUUUUUUCUAUCAUCUCACUGAUAAAGUGAUCAAAUAUUUUGAAUGAUUUGAUCCUAUAGCCUUCUAGCAUAUAUAACCUGCAAACACAAUGAAAUGGUACUUGUCUGCAGAGAAGUAUUGAAUGGGAGAAUAUCCUAUUAUGUUUUUUUAAUAUUUCCUUCAGAUGAAUCCCUUAAAUAUUUCAGAGUGUUAGAGUAACCUUUUACAAUAAUAAAAAAAAAGUAUUUAUUCUUGAAUCACACCUUGUCUCUUUCUCUGUCUUUCAUUGAUCUUUUUUACUCCUUUUGUCGGGUGACAUCAGUUAAGAGAUAACACAAGCUCUACCGCCUCUCCAUCUCUUCCUCUCUCUCUCUCACUCCAUCAUCUCUCCAUAAUAAAACAGAUUAGUGGCGGCUUUUAUAACCUUAAACACAGCAAGACUUAAACCUGUCUCCUGUGACGAGAUUACCCCCCCGUUUCUCUCCCCUCUUCCCCCCUCUCUUCACUCCCCUGCUCUCUCUGGCUCUCUUCUGCUCUGAAUGGAUGUGAUUGGAUGGCUUGUGAGACAGACGCUAACCAGAGGGACAGGUGUCUGCUGGGUGGAGAGAGGCACACACACAUUCUCCCUCUCUUUAAUCUGUUCUUACAGGGAGGUGGGGGAUCGGGUGGAGGGGUGUCAUCCAGUUAUUGUGGCUCACUGUCGGGCAGCCCUUCACCUCCUGCUGAUUGUUUGGAACAAUUUUUAGGCUCUUAAAUGGAUUGUCUCAUGUGAUUAGUGUAUUGAAGAGUUCAGCUGGAUGUGUGUGUGUGGGUGUGUGUGUAAAUGCAUGUGUGUAUUUUUUUGCCUGCAAGUCCUCAGAUCCUCCCUAAAUGUCUGUUAGGUUUGUUUAAAAGUUAAUAAGGUAAUUCAUUGUGCAUUUUUCAUCUUUUACUCGAUUUCAAAGUAUUUGAAAAUACUGACAAAACGUUCAUGUGAAGACCAUAUUUCAUUCAGUACGUUUACAUGACACUCGAGAAAACCAAAUUACUGCCUUACUCUGAUUAAGACCACACAACUGAAGUGCAUGCAAACUCCUUAGUUCAACUAUAAUUGGAGUUUGAGAACUCUGAUUGGAGUCAGAGAACUCCGAUUAAGACACCCAGAUAAUGUGAUUGGAAUUCGAUUUUCUUUACCAUGUAACUAGCGCAGUCGGAGUAUGAUUGGACAAUGCAUGUGCACGUGCACCACACUACUGUAACCCUGAAACAAAAACACCAGAGAAGAGGAGUAGCAUGCACCUGCUCUGCAGAAAAGGUAGCACGUACAUCAUGUACGACAAAAACAACGCUGUACGAUGCUCAAAAAUGCUCAGAAAUGCUCAGUAGCAGUUGUAGCCACUUCUGACGUCUGGCACGGACCUGCUGUUGUUGUUGACAGUUGUAUGGAGUCAGAAACAGCACAGCUGAAAAGACCCAUAUUGCCCCCUAGUUUUGGCGAAGAGGAUACGUUCACGUCAAUAAUCCUAUUUUCUCAGCUGCAUGUAUACAUGGACAAGGAGAGAAGUCUGAUUCUGUUAAAAAAGUGCGCAAGUGGUGGAUUCAGGGAGUGGAGAAAAAAAAAAGGAAACACUGUGAGCUUUUUUGGCUAUAAAUCCGUAUACUGGCGGAAGGCAGAACCAAGUUGUCCAUCGUAUAUACAGUCUAUGGUUUGGGAGAUAUUUAGGUCACGAGGUUGAAGAAUCAGAGGCGCAGCUGUCUUGACUGACAGGAGGGCACAUUGUUUAUGAGGAAGCUGUAGGCCCUCUUCCGUCAAGUACACCAAAAAUGAGGUUGAUUCAAGACAUUCUAACUGCUGCUGCGGCUGAAACACUCCUCUUUAGAGACAAAUGCAUGACAUCACUGAGACUACAUCUGUGUAUUAUCUAUGGUCAGCAGCGGGGGGUUGCGCUCCCUUAUUUAACCUUUAUUUAACCAGGUAAAAACCCGUUGAGAUCAAGAUCUCAUUUACAAGAGUGACCUAGCCAAGAAGUCGGCAGCACACAUCACAAUAAUAAAUAAUAAUAAAGAAGAAAAUGACCUCCAGAGACAUAAUCAAAAACACCCUUCCUUCAUACACAAAGCUACACUGCGUACAUACAUACAUAUGUAAUAUGCAUACUUCACUUCCCUCCUGUUUACAACUGCUUCCUCAAGAUGUCUCAUAACCUUUUUUAACUUCACCCCUACAAAACUGCUGAUGUUUUAAUAAAAAAAUUAAAAUGUGUUAAAAUGAUAACCUUGCAUUUCAACUACCCCUAGACUUAAGCUUUGGAGAAACCCUCAAAAUAAACAAGUUGUCAAACAGUCACAAACUCCUUUUUUUGUUUUAUAAAAGUUGACAUCAUAAUUACAUUGAAGUUAGGUCAGCGACAUCCAGACCUAAUUUCAACCUGUUAUCACUCUACUGUCAAUUAAAUCCUAAUAUUUAAAUAUUGUCUGGUUGUUACUGGGAACCAUUUACAACCAUGGUGUUGACAACAAAUGUAAGAAAUGUAAUCUAAUCUCAUAAUUAUUUGUUCCACCAGUUUACUGAAGCCUUUCAUCAUUUUUGAGUUCUGAAUCCUUUCCUACAGACUGAAAGAAGCUACAGGCAAACACAGCUGCACAUUUAUUGCUAUCAGAGCGUAGCAGCGGUUAUUUUCUGACAAGUCUGGUAGAAAGCUGAAAAGGUCAGCUAUUUGUUCCCUUUGACCUUCAAUGUAGAGAACAGACGAUUUUUAUUCCUGUAAUUUUAGGACAUUGCCAGGACCCUUAUUAUCAAGUUAGACAGAAUAUGGUUUUCUCUUGAAAUAUGAAAAACUAAUAAAGAUUUAUUUUGUCUAUGAUGAGAAACCAUGAGCUUUUCCAACCAUCAACUGCUUUUAGUACUCCAAAAAAUUCAAUUUUGGUUCCAGUCAGAUUUUUCUGUUCUUUUUCCUUCUUAUUGGCAGUAAACUGAGUAUCUUUGAAUAUCUGUAGACAAAAACAAAGGUAUUGCUGGGCCUUUUAAAAUGUGUGUCUACAUUUUCUUAUUCAUUUUUGACAUUACAGAUGAAGCAAAUCAUUUAUAUCUAAAAUUAUUGUUAGUAAGCUCCAUAGUUUUAGCUCAUUUAAAACAGACAGAUAUGUUAAUGCUGUAUACUAAAUGUUCAUGCAGUGUGUGAAGAUGUUUUUCAGUACGUUAACCCUCUUUGUGUCUCCUUGCAGUGGCCGGCUGUUGGUGGGGACCUUUGUCGCUCUCUUCUUCAAUCUGCUGACUCUGCUAUCCGUCAGAAAUAAACCCUUUGCUUACGUCUCUGAAGGUACAGUCACCCCCUCCCUGCUCUCCCAGUUCAAUCUUGUUCUUAUCUAAUUUUUUUAUUUUUUUAUAGGGGCAGGCUGGAUUAAGUUAUUUUUGUUUUCUGGGUUUUCUUCCCUGGUCAGUUGGGGUUUGGUAAUCCACAGUGUCACUAGGGAGCAACAACAAUUUGGCUUUUGUUAUAUUUUGGUGGAUUACUGAAGUGAAAUGAAAUGCUUGCUCACUGUUUUUGUUGGUACAAACAGUAAAUCACAGAAGGCAGCAGAGGGAUCAGAGGUUAGUCCUUUCCUGAUUGUAGAAAUCAGUGGGUUAUAAAACCAAAACACAGUUUGUUCAGAAAUUUGACAAUAUCAGUUUGUCAGAUUACCUUCUGAAGAUUACUCGGGGUUAUCCUGAACAGAGGAACAGGAAUGACGUGUGUUGACACUUAUCGGCUGCAUAUGAAGUGGAUUUAAAAGAGACAUGUCAAAUGUCACUACAGCUACACAAACAAUAAUAAUCUCUAUUUAGAGAUUCUAUGUGAAGGGUUGGACUCUGACAGUGGUAGGGGAGACUGGGUUUGGUUGUAACAUUUAAAAAAAAAAAUUUUUGCUACUUUUUCUUGUACUACAAAAAAAAAAAAGAAACAAUUCAAACCCCUAAAAGAGUAUUGUAAACAUAGAAAGAGAGAGUGUUCCUGAUUGGGGGAAAUGUUUACCUGCCCGUGUUUCAACCAUCCCUGGUCUCCCCUACUGUUCUGGUUUCUGCUGGUACAUCGCAAGCAGAGUUGCCUCAUCAUCAUGUAUCGGCAGGUUUGUGUGUUUGCAUGAAAAAUCUGUCCUCACAUCGACUGGCACCUUGGCUCUUUGUAGCUAACAAUCUGUUCAAGAUCUGAACCUUUAUCUUGACCCUAUGUCAGAAAAAGACUGUCAGUGUUUGGAUUUUAUUAGUUCCUGGAUGUCCCACCUUCAUUGAACAGACAUGCAUUUUUAUCCCGACUCAAGAACAGUCUUGACAAAGCUUGGAUUUUAACUUUUAGAAGUCUGUAUCAUAAUGCAGCUGUGGCAAAAUCAACAACAGUCAAUCUCAGGUGAAUGACUAAGAAAUGUUCCUUUUCAGUGAAGUCUGCCAGAGUAAAGCCUCUGUGUAACUGAGCAUCUACAGUGAAACUGAGACUCACCAGAACAGGCCCCCUCCAAAUAAUGUCAUGACCCAAGUAAAUGACAGUAUUUCUCUUGGGAGAUGUAUUUGACAGGGUCAUUUUGACCCCACUUUUGAUGGGGACAUUACUUAUCAAGUUACAAAUUUUGUGUCAAUUUUGUGUCAUAAUUGUCACUUGGAUGCAAAGAAGUCAUUUCUUAUUACAAACCAUCCAUCCAGUUAAGAAGACCUUGAACACAGACCACGUGAAUAGACUAUGUAUAAGAAAAUACCAAAAAUACUGAAAAUAACCAGGUGAGCUGUGUGUGCUGACUUACACAGCCAAAAUGUUGUGAACCCAAGGGAGCGACAAGUGAUGUAUCAAAAACAGCAAAACUAGGGCUGUGAGAUAAAUUGGUUAAAUUGAGUGGAUUGUAAAUAUGUAUUUGACUUCUGCGGCAUCUAUCUGACAUCAUUAUCAGCCACCUGAAAUGUAUGAAGUCUAAGGUCAGGUAAACCUCAGGGACAAAUCUCCUGAAGUUUUCUGGAAGUUCCCCUCAGUUCAUGCCUGAGAACAGCUGACCAAAGUUUUUUUCCCUCUACUAAGACACUGUGUCAUCCAAACGACCUCCUGUCCUCUCAGAUAUAGUUGAUGUAGAGAAGCGCAAAAGUACACGUACAUGUUCAGAGAAAACUACCAAGACAUCAACAUGGAAACUUAGGGUAAAAACACAUCGAACAAUUUUGAUGCAGUGGAGACACACAAGUAAAAGGUCACUCACACACACACACAUGUACACACACAGCUGAGUGGGAGGCCAUGUCAGGCCAGUGUCAACCUCAGGACAUAUUAACCUCACUGAGACCCUGUUUGCACAGACACACUGGAACAGAAUCUCCUCCAAUCCUCCUCUACUUUCUUUUUCUCCUGUCAUUGGUCCUCUCCUCCCUCUUCUCAGUGUUUUAGUUCCUAAUUUUUUUACUCAUUUUAGCCCUCUCCUCUUCUCUACUCAUUUUCUUUCCUCACUUAUUUUACCGUCUUUUCUCUGCUCUUGCCUACUUUCACAACCUCAUCUCCAUUUUCCAUGCAAGGUUUAUUCCUCUUCUCUUUCCCCUCUUUUACUCUGCUUCUUUUCCUCCCCUUAAAAGUUGCAUUUAUCUCUCCUCUCCUCUCUUCUCCUUUCCUUUCCUUUCCUUUCCUUUCCUUUUCUUUCCUCUCCUCUCCUCUCCUCCUUUCUCCUCUCUUCUCCUUUCCUUUCCUUUCCUUUCCUUUCCUUUCCCCUCCUCUCCUUUCUUCUUCUCUCCUUUCCUCUCCUCUCCUCUCCUCUCUUCUCCUUUCCUUUCCUCUUCUCUCCUUUAUUCUUCUCUCCUUUCCUCUCCUCUCCUCUUCUCUCCUCUCCUCUCAUUUCCUUUCCUUUCCUCUCCUCUCCUUUCUUCUUCUCUCCUUUCCUUUCCCCUCCUCUCCUCUCUUCUCCUCUCCUCUCAUCUCCUCUCUUCUCCUCUCCUCUCAUCUCCUCUCUUCUCCUCUCUUCUCCCCUCUCCUCUCCUCUCCUCUCCUCUCCCCUCCUCUCCUCUCCUGCAGCAUAGUCACUAUCUGUAUGAGCAGUCUACUGAUGAAUGAGGUCAGUGUGUGUUUGUGUGUGUGUUUGUGUUUGUGCGUGUGUGUGUGCGUGUGCGUCAGCUGUCUGCUGUUGUGUUCGGAACAGUCUCAACAUCACUUAACAUCUGACAUUUUUGGAUGGGAGGGGGAAUGAAACUACACACAAACACACACAGGCACUUUACGAUGUGAAAACACACAGUGUCUCUCAGUCAUUUCACACACACACACAAACACACACAUACACACUCUCUCUCUCUCUGACAGAGCGGGACUAAAAGUGCAUUAUGCAACCGUGUUCCAGACAGUGGUAAUGUAGUGUGCCAAAGGGCCGGGCAGAUGAGAAACAUGCAUGUACGUGCACACACCCACCCACGUACACACACACCCACACACACACAUUUAUAUGCACACACACAUUUUCAGAAACAUCGCACACUCUCCUUGUACACACAGAUCAUAAAUAAGUCACUCUAUUAAAAUGUUUGUUUAGACUGACUCACCCGCGUAGCAAAACAAACAACCCCCCUACACACACACACACACAUACACUCACACAAACACACUCAGGUCGUAGCAGGAUGUGAUUCAAAGGGCCUUUGACCUGGCGCUGUGCCUUCGGGCCUCAUAGUGUCUCCGAACAUUAAAGGUAGGACUGUGUGGCGAAGCGAGAACGCUUAUCUUUUUUAUAGCAGAGUGUGUGAUCCCUGGCCCCUCCCUCUUUUUUUUCCUCCCACCCCCAAAAGUAUUUUUAACCCAAAUCAGGACAGAAAAGAUGACUGCCCCCUGCUUGUAUCUGUUUGAACAGUUUAAUGCUGCAGUGUGUUUGACACCGUUUGAUGUAAAACUGUUGUGGAGCACACGCUGCCGAAACUUAUGGGACAGAGCUGGAGCAGAGAGAUUUGAAGUGAAACAGCUGUGUGUCUCCAUGUUUUAUGCAACAUUUAGCCAGAACAAUGUUUCUACUCUUGUUUCCAUCCAAACUGUAAGGCUCUCUUAUGCCUGCCUCACGUCAGACAAAAGGAAAGUCAUACUCCAAAGAACUUGGUUUCAUCUGACAUGAGCAUUUAAAAACACAAAAACAAGGUGUUUUAUAUACAUAUAAUGACAUGAGGGAGAUUUUUUUAAAUUUUCAUUUCAAGGUAAAAGUCGAAAUUUCGAGAUUAAAGUUGAAAUUCAAAAACGUCGAAAUAAAAAAAUUGCGAGAUAAAAAAAAAAUGCGAGAAUAAAGUCGUAAUAAAAUCAUUACUUACAAGAAUUAAGUUGAAAUAUAGUAAUUACUUAUUAAGUUGUAAUAAAGAAAUCACGUAUGAGAAUACAGUUGAAUUAAAUCAUUACGUAUGAGAAUAAAGUCCUUGUAUUCUAACAUUUUGUUUCAGAUGACAGUUGUUGAAAAAAGAGCCAUAGAGCAUUUCGUGAGAAUUUACGUCAAUCUAGGUUUCUCAAACAAGGAGAUACUUAAUCUUUUGCCAAAUCAGCACCACAUUAUCAGAAGUAUCAUAACGAUUUUAUUACGACUUUAUUCUUGUAAGUUCUGAUUUCAUUACAACUUUAUUCUCGUUAGUAAUUACUUUAUUAUGACUUUAUUCUCAUUAGUAAUUACUUUAUUAUGACUUUAUUCUCGUUAGUAAUUACUUUAUUAUGACUUUAUUCUCGUUAGUAAUGACUUUAUUAUGACUUUAUUUUCGUCAGUAAUUAUUUUAUUAUGACUUUAUUCUCGUUAGUAAUUACUGUAUCAUGACUUUAUUCUCAUUAGAAAUGACUUUAUUCUUGUAAUUUAUCGACUUUAAUCUCGAAGUCUUCAUUUAUUUUUUCUUAAUGUGGCCCUAAUACUCCGUCGUAUGUAAAGGAUAUCAAGGUUCACAAUUUUUAUUAAGAUAAUUAUUACAAAACCUAAUAUCAAUAGGAACUUGAAGUAAGAAGGGGCAAAGAAACAAACAGAUCAAAGAGGUUUCUGAAGUUAAUUAUUUAAAGCUACUUCUUAAUCUUAAUCGAACACUAUUCAACAUGCUUCAUACUAAAGAUACCUCUCUGUCUUUCUUUCUCUUUUAGCGGCCAGCAGCAGUUGGCUUCAAGAACACGUGGCAGAUCUCAGUCGAAGGUGAGAAUCUUUUUUUUCUCAUUCCUCUGUUUGUUGAAAGUCUUAUUUUGGUUUCAGGAUAGGAAGGGGUAAAGUAUGAAUCAAGAGUGGGAAUUGAUUGUCAGUAAAGUGCAGAGAGCUGGACUAGAACCCAGGCCACUGGCUUCAGCUAUAUCCAUUCACAAUCAUGAAAGUUGACUGCGAGAGCACUUCCUGAAUGUAUUUCACAGCAAAAGUCUGAAUGUUCGUUCUGUGGAGAGAGUCUUCACAGUGCUGUUAUUCUGAAGCUGUUAGUGAAAAGUGAACAAUUUUGCAUAAAUAACGUUGGCUGCAACUAACUUUUCAAUUUUGAAAGUUCAAUUUUCUUUCAUUGACGACCAAUUACAGCAGAUCCAACUCCUUUUAGCUCCUUUUUGUAGAAAAUUAACACCGAUGGCUUUGCUGAAACUCAACAUUUUGAUAGUGGUUUAUCAUUUUAAUAGUUAAUGAUUUUAUUUCGAGUUAAACUUCUGGAAAGUACAAAGCUGACAGCAGCAACUCUGCUGGUCGUGGCCGUGUUGUACCAAGUCAGAGCCGUCACACAGCCGGUACACAUCCAGUAUAAAACAAGUGUUUUAGUCCUCACCUGUCUCCCUCUCUCUCUCUCUCUCUCUCUCUCUCUCUUCCUCUCUCUCUCCUCUCUCUCUCUCAUCCUCAUCAGCAGAUUUUAGUCUUAGGUAGGAACAGGAAGGAUCCUCUUACACUGACUCAACACAAACUCAAACACACUCACAGUGGAAGCGUGACCCCUCCUGUGCGUCACUGCCCACAGUGUCAGUCUGUGUGUCCAGGUGUGUGUAUAUAUACUGGCACAGAUGGCCUUCCUCGGAGGUCAAGGGUUACUUUCACUCACUGUGUUAGACAUUAGGUCACAGGGUCAAGGGGUCGAGGGCAGGGCUUGAGCGCUUGCUGAUUGGCUCAUUGAUUGAGCUUCUUAGAAAGGGCUGUAAGUAGAGGAGGAAGAAGUAACUUAAUCUUUUACUUCUGUGAAAGUGAAAAAACUACUUAGCUCUAAGAAACAAACUACAGAGAAAGUUAAUGGUCUUCAUUUUUAGAACUAUUAGGUUUCUUUUGGAUUAUUGACUCGAUAGUACAAAGUCUCUGUCUGUGUUUUACAACUGUAUCUGAUGUUUUCAUCUACAUGUUAUAACCAUAUAUGUGUCUCAUACUAGAAUAGAUGGUCCUUAUUUGGACUUGUUUUUUUUAACAAAGUGUUGGCUAGUUUAAGCAACAGGAAGGAAUCUUACUUUAUAAAACUGUCAUAAAUUUGUAGUAAGUAUAUUAGUAGUAUUCCCAGUUUAUGUUUUAGGCAGACCAAACUUGAACUUUGAUCCUUCAUUCUUACUAUAUAAAAAACAGCACAGUUGAAGAUUGAAGGUUUUCACUUGAUAGGAAAGUUUUCAAAACUUCAAAUCUGUCAGAUCUUUUGGUCAACAGUUUGAUAUUGACCUGAGGUGUGACGUCACUUGAAGGUAAAUUAUUAAAAUAAAGUAGAAGUUAGUGAUAGUUUGUACUUCAAGUGCUGUCCAUGCAUGUUCUUCUCUACAGUGACAUCAUUAUACGCCCACAAAUACACACACACCUUUCACGCUUGUGCUUGUUUCACUGAAAUAUAUCUACUUUCCUUCAUUUAUGAUUUUGUGUAUUUAAAAACUGUUCAAACUGAUGGGAUAUCUAUUGACUUUUGUUGACAUCUAAAAUGGUCACACUUUUUCACUCAAUGUAAAAACAAAAACUUGAUAAAUCUUUUUUUAGGUCGAUACAGAAAACUUUUAAAUUUUUAAUACCUCUCCAGAAGUAACUGAGUUGUAGUAGUUGAAGUAAUUGUUGUAGAUGGUGAUCUACAUCUUAAGAAUUCAUCACGUUUUCCCCUUCUUAGUGUAGCAUUUUAUGGAGCUGUGUUUGGUGUCCUUGUUCCUCCCUGCAGAUGUGAGAUGGUGAUGUCUUUGUAAGCAGGGAUCCAAAAUUCAGACCAAUGACACUUUCUGUAAACCUGAUAUUAGUGCUUGAAUGCAAACUGACACUUUCCACUGGGAUUAAAUAUCACUGAGAUUUUGUAAAAUAGUUCCUGGUAGAACUGCAAAUGUUGUCUGGUUUCUGCUGAAUUUCAGCCAGUCAGGAGAAAAACACUUAAGAAGCCGGUUUUAAACUUUAAUGGCUCACUGCGCCGCUUCAAACCAGGAUGAAAAACACUGUUUAUGAUGUACCAAAAUGUUGAAGCCUGGCCAGUACACCAGCAGAGCUGUUAGGGUUAAUUUUGUUGUACAUGUAGUGUAGCUGAUGAAAAUUACGCCUGAGAUGUGACAAGAAACUAAAGCUCUCAAAAAGAGACCACUAUCCCGUAUGUUUGAGGUCAAUAACAAAGUAUUUCUCGACUAAACGUCCACAGACAGGUUUAUCAUGUAGACCUCAAGUUUAAUAUCUAAUCAAUCACAGCUUACAGUUUCUCACAGGCUGCUCUCUGUAUCAAUAAUUCAUCAGAGUCAGUCUUCACUGAUCAGGCUUAUUCACAUCUCUCCAGCAUCAGGGAGGAGGAUGUUGUAAAAUAGGGCAGCAGAGGGCAAAGUCACUCUGAUGUGUUCAUCCCUUCAUCAGGGUCUCUUGAGAUGUCCUGGGGGCUGAAUUUUCUGCUCUUCUGCUGUGACACAUUGGAUAAAAGACAAAUUAUUACGACACAAGCUCAGUUUAGUUACCCAACGUCCCAUGUGUGUAGGUUCGGGAUAUUUAGUUGUUGUUUUUUUUUAGGGGUUGUUAUGCAGUCUGGUACAGAGACAAAACUCAGUGUGCUCAACUAUUUAUAGAUCAAGAACAUUUCCUCCGCACAAUAACACAACUACCAGCCUUAACCACUGGCGAAGGGCAGAUGCCCUGGGAUUAUUCUCAAAAGACAUGGUUUAUUUAAUGUUGGACUAAUUUGAUUUUUUUGCAACAUUUUCAUGCAAGUCUAGAAACUUUGAUUCAUAGAAAUCCUUCAAGAGAAGAGGUGUUUUCUUGACAUGUUUUUAAUGAAAGUUAAAGCAUUUAAAGCAGGUUAAAUUAUACCUAAAGUGCUUGACAUGUUUUCUUUCUUUAUCUGCAAGGAUGCUUAUUCAUAAUAGAAGCGAAGGAGAGCUAUUGAUGUACCACUAAAUUGUAUAUUACAUAAAAUAAUAGCAUUUUGUGAGUCUUCCAAGUUGAUUCAAAGCUGAGUAAACUCCUGAAACCAGAGCACUCAUCUUUCCACUCCUCCUCGCUCCUCCACAUCCUUCUUUAGUUGCUUUUGUAACAUUGAGACCAACUCAAGAACAAAAACUGAUGUUCUGUGUCAACCAAUGCGAUGAAUUUUACAUCCAACUGUGAAUUCCCACAUCUAAAUCGGAAAGUCUGCACACAUGCACACACACGCACAAACACACACACACACAGUAUCACUUUGGCGGCUCAGUUAGUGCAGGUUACUCGGGCCGACAGCCUGGAGAAUUCGGCAGCAGAACUGAGCUGUGAUUGGACGAGAGAGCAGAAGUGAACAGGACGUCCCAGCCUAGUUUCCAGCGAGUGUGUGUGUGUGCGUGUGUGUGUAUUGAAGCUGCCUGCAUGUGUGUGUUUGCUUGUAAUGUGUCUCUGUGUGUUUCUGUCUGUGUGGUAAUAGCUUGUCCCUACUUAACCUUAGCAGGGUCUGAGGGCCAACUGGGUUAUAUAAAGCUCGCUGCUCUGUCAGCCUCACCAGCCAAACGCCCAGAUCUGUGUGUGUGUGUCAGUGUGUCUGUGAAAGUUAUCUUUGGCAGCAGUGAGGGACAGAUAUUUUUAAGUAUGACGGAGGGGGAAAAAAAGGAGUUUGGCAGAUAAAGAAUUUUAACAAAUGCAAAUUCAACCCCCUGUCACAUUAGCUUAAUUUGAGAAUGGCUGUAAUAUCAGACUUUAUGUAAGAUAUAUGAGAGUUAAGUUCAGAUAAGUUCACAUCUUUAUCUUAAUAUUUAAUCCAUCAUAGCCUUUAUAACAUACACAGUGCAUUCAUUUUUUAAACAACAUUAUAUUUCAGAUAUUUCUGUCUGGAUCAGGCGAAGUCAUAUUGAUUUGAUUUUAGGUCAGUUUAAGUGCUCAUUGCAAACAUUUACAUGUGUAUUCAUCCUUGUACACUCUCUCUGUGAAAAAGUGUUUCAAGCUGCUACGAUCGCUCCAGCUGUCCUCCUGAUAUGCAAUGAAAGACAGACAGUGGAAGCAAAGCAAACACCAGGACAAGCUUGCAUGAUUGUCCGUGGCUCUGAUUUGAUCCACAGCAAAAUGAUCCAAGAUAAAGCUGUCCAACACCUGUGUUAGUCAAAAACAUGUCUUAUGCCCUUCUUUAUGAUCCAUUUGACUCUAAACAGGAUGAUUAUUGACAAAACGGACAUCAGGAAGUAUUCGGCUUUUGUAAGAAAUAGGAGAAAUAGAGCAGAAAUAAUGAGUUGUUCAUAAUUAUACCCUCUUUUGCAACCUAAGAGUCACUCCUUGUUGGCUGUUGGAAAGUGAGCAGGCUCAAGAUGGUUCUGCUCUGUUUUUACAAACCCUGAUCGCAGAUCCACUUCUUAUAGUGAGUCUUUGAAAAACAUAAAUCAAUACCUGAUCAAAUGCAGCAGGGAAGCAUAUUGGUGUUGUCUUAUUUUAAAGAUAGUACACCUUGUAAACGUUGCUGUUGCAUGUCAUAACAACCUCUUUAAUCUGGUUUUAUAGGCAAUAAUGACGGGCAAUCAUGAGGAUUUGAAGUGUCUGACACAUUGGAUACAUCUUGAGUAUUCAUGUCCAAACACUAGAGCACAAAAUGACGUAUUAAUUAGAGCAAAGUGGCAUUUCUUUUAUAAAACCUUCCAUCACAAAUGUCGAACUCUUUCCCCAGAGAAUCAACUUUCAACUUUCAGAGUAAGAUCAUCUUCUGGUUUUGUCCCACAGAGUAGACCUAAAUCUGCUUUAGAUAACUUUGUGUCCCUGCGUGAUCAAUUGUAUAACUCCUCUCAGCUCUUCCUCAUGUAUUCACCAUCAUGUGAUUGUAACUGUGACUCUGAACCUCCUUUUUUUUCCAUCACAUCACACAGGCCUUGUCAUGUAAUGUUCAGUUUUUGCAUGUGCGUCAAUGAAGCCAUGUCCUAAAUGGUUAAUUAGGUGUGUCCCUCUGUGGUCUGAUAAAAGUCCACAUGCUCACAGUCUUUAGGGGCAUCGAGGAUGUAUGAGGGGUUCAUGUCUUUGACAUCAAGGCCUGGGUAUUUUAUUUUCCUGUAUGAAAUUUAACAAAAUGUUUUAGCAAAAAAAAAAAAAAGUUAAACUGCAAAUCUUUACUCAACAGAUAUCGUCAGUGACAGUUUUUUGACCUCAGUCCAAUGUGGAGCCAACAGACUGAGAUCAAGUGUUUGUUUUUCUCUUGCCUUUAAUCCGUCGGUCUCUGUCUGCAAUGUGUUUGGAUUAACACACACAUACACUCCCGAGGUCACAUGUCAAAUUAUAUCAAUGCAUCAAGGGGGAUUAUGGGUUCACUGGGAUUGUCAAUCUCAUCCUAAACUCUCCACUUUCUUUUUGCUUUUCCUAUUUCCCUCUGUUCCUUCAUUCCUCUCUCUCUCUCUCUCUCUCUCUCUCUCUCUCUGUCUUAAAGUCUGUCAGUUUGUCUUUCAUUGCUCAUUGCUCCUCUCAUUAUUUCUCUUCGCAGUCAUACUGGGCGGCUUCAUUUCCAGCAUUGUGUGAAUAGUGUCUAAUUUAGAAAUGUCGAGUCACAGUCCAGGGCUUGUUUGCCUUUACUGCCCCUAAAAUAAUCUUCUGUUCUUGAGGUUUAUUUAAUCCCGGUAAAAACAGCUUGGGGAAGUUUUUUUUGUCCAUUCUUUAGAUUAAAUACACAAAUAUAUUUACAACCACAGUGGGUCUGUGAGGCACCGUUCAAUAUAGCUGCAUGAUGAGGACACUGCACAGAGGAAAAUAUCAUUUGGGUGUGUAAAUGAAAUUUAUUCUGACUUUAUAGGGUAAAUUUAUUGGGAUGCAUACAUUGAGUAAUUUCUCUCCUUUUCUCGUCUCCUCCUACAGAACAUGUUUGACAGAAUUCUUAUCUUUGUCCCUGUUCUGUGAUUUAAGUCUUUAUCUGGUGGCAGAAACCUUGCCUCAUGCAGCCUCGUCUGCGCUCCUCCUCAUGUUUGUGACAGCGUUCGAUGCUAUAGGCCAUGGCAGACUCAGAGCGUUGGCCUUUGACGUAUUGGAAAUUCAAUCUGACACAUAGCGCAGGAACGAUCUGACUGGAUGAGCAUUCAUUGACCCGUUAAUUGGUUCUGGGAACACGCUGUAACAGAGGGAGGGUACCGGUUCCACCCUGUUUUUGGGAAUUACCUGAAUGUUUGCGGGGGAAACCAGACCAUCUGCACUUAGCCGCAGAGUGCUAACUCAUGUCAGCGGUGUCAUUUAUUCAUGCAGGAGGGGCAAUCCAAGGAAGAAGCCUUACCUUAGCUUUUGACUCAGUUUUAAUCAGGCUUAAAUUUUUGAUCGACUUUUUUAUUCCAUUACUUAACCUCUAUUUAUUGUCUGUUCAGAGGAUAACCAUGCAGCAAAAUCAGUCUUACUUUGUCAAUUUGUCUAAUAAAAAGCUGUUGAGGUGGGGGUUUGGCUAAGCGGUUAAAUCAAUGUGUCCCAGGUAUAAAAACCAAAGUCCCCAAAGCAAGCAGUCUGGGUUUGAUUCCCACCGGCAGCUAGGGCUGGGUAACAAUACGAUAUAUAUUGAAAAUUAAUUUCCCUCAGUAUCAAUAAUAAAACAUGGUCGCUAUUCUUCUCAACAGUCGGCAUUCUGCCAUGUUUUGGUAGACUAUAUGAAUAGCCAAUGAAAAGGGGAGUUGCUCCGGGUCUGCUUCGUGCUGAACCAAUCAUGUGCUGAAUUAGAACCAAGUAGCAAACAACCGUGUAGUAGCAGGCUGCAGCUACAAACAACCAUAGCACUUAAAAAGGUGAAGCCGGCAGUACUGUAAGUGAGAAAAAAAUGAAAUUGAGAAACAGCAGAAACGACACUGGCACGAAAAUGUCAGUGGUGUGGAGGUAUUUUGUUUUUUUGAGGUCGGACAUGAAGCAGAGUAAUGUGCACUGCAAAUUAUGUCGAGUACAUGUUCUCACGAAGUAGGGGUAUAUCUCAAAUCUUUUUCACCACCUGAAACAGUGCUACAUGGCAGAGCACGUACAGUGCAAAAGGUUACAAACCCAAAACGGAGCAAGGAGCCCAUGGCGCCUGUGCAGCCGAAACAGCCAACCGUUCAGUCUGCUUUCUCUAGCGCAAUGCCUUAAGACAAAACGUCAAAGAGACACAAAGACCUCGAAGAUGCAGAAGCUUAUUGUAUUGCAAAAGACAUGCUACCAAUAAGCACUGUUAAAUUUCAUUUUUUAUAUCCUGAUGUACAUCGAUAUCGACUGAUAUGAAAAAAAAUAUAUUGUGAUAAACUUUUUCCCAUAUCGCCCAGCCCUACCGGCAGCCCUUUACCACAUUUCAAUCUUUUACCACUCUAUUCGCUGUGCUAUUCUCUCAACAAAGGCAUAAAAAAGCUUAAAGUAAACUUCAUAGAUAACAUCUGUCUAGACCACUUUGUUAACAGUUUAAAAUGAAGGUUUUAAAGCAAAAGCUGAGCAGUCGAACUCUUUUCUGAUGCUAAUUAUGUAUCAACAGAGGGUGCUAAUAUUGUUUUGCUUAGCGUCAUCACUUUCCUCACAUCUGUGGAUAAAUAAAGGCUUACAACCUAAAGAUCGGGCAGUUCACUGGCACUGAGACACAAUUGUUAUCACAUCCUCAACAGGGCAAGUACCGUCAUUAUCUAUCCUAAAUAAAAGCACAUCUGUCCCAUCAUCCAUGAGCAGCACAUCAAAUCCUAAACAGUCACUGAGUGGUGUUUUAAUUUUGUAUUGUAAUAAUUGGUUUUGACAGGAGUAUUCACCAUGUUUAGCCAUCCGUAGUAUAACUCCAAAUCUAUGUCUCCAUUGAUUCAUUAUCAAUGAAUCUAAAACAUUACUAGCUAACACAAUGAUAGAUAUUAGAUUUUAGUUUGUAUGUCAUACUGUAGCUGUACACUGACUUUCUUUUUUUACCUAAAUAUUUACCUUAAAAUAAAUAAGAAUUUACUUUUCACUUUUUAACUAUUUAAAAUUGCCGGAUGGAAACCAAAAUUCCCUUUCGACAAAAUGUAACUGAGCCACUUUUUAACAUCUACAUUAAUUUGAUUAAAUAUUCAUUCAAGUUCAGUAACUCUAUUUUUAAUUUGAAGUGUUUUUGAAUUGUCUUAUUUUGUCAAAUGCCAAAAACCAAACUGACAAAAACACACUCGGUAGGUUUACAUGCACAGCAUAGCUGAGCUACAGUUAGAGCUCAAUCAGGCGAUUUAACUGGAUUACUGUCUUUGUCCCAGUUUACAAGCACUGGGCAAAAAUGGAAUUACCAGCAGAGGCAUGUCCACCUCUGCUGCGGUAGGUGGUGACAUGCCCCAUUUCUACUCCUUAAUGUCAGGUUGUCUCCUGGUUAAAGUGUUAUGUUUCAAAACAGUUAACAAAACGCGUUAGCAAGAGGCUUAUUGGACAUCACCAUAGACUGUAUAGAGAAUAUACUAUAUAUGCUUAAAAACUGUAAUUGAGCGACCACUAAAGCAGGAGUGGCAGCAGCAGAUGACCAUCAAUGUUGCAUGCACAGAGAUGUUGCCUGAGUGACUCUCCAAGAAAUUUUUCCUUUUAGUUUAAUUAAUUUUCUUUUUUGUUCAACCGUAUAAGAUUUCUAUUAAUCCCUUCAUGUUAUUGAAAAUGGAAUUUAAAACCCGGUAUCUUGCAUGAUAUCAUGAUAAUAAGGUCUGCAGUCCCUGACCUGUAAGAAGCAUUUAACUUACAGGAACUGAAGUUUUAGUUGUUGACGCAAAAAGGGAGCAUGAUGAUUAAAGUUGAUCAUAUGAGUGUCAGUUUCUCUACAUAGUAAUUACAAACCUUAAAUGGGUAAGGAGUGUUUCCAGAAAGUCUCAGAUCAGGGCCUCUGAAAUGUCAAAGUCAUGGCUGGUGCAAGGUUAUCAUUGUCUGUCCUCAGUGACCUCGUUCAGUUAAACUCACAGCAGUCAAGUCCUGCUGAUUAAAUCUCUGUUUUAGAGACCCGGAUCUCACAGCUGUUCUUUAAACCUCCAACAUCAUGUGACCCUUCGUCCUAACACUAUCCAGCAUCACAUCAUAAUGUUUCACAUUGCGCUGCUUUACACCAAGUUGUUAAAUCACAUCAAACCUCAUCAUCUACAUACACCUCUCCAUGCUGUAGUGCCUUUAAGCAAGACAUGUAAUCUUCAGACCACUUUGUAGACAUUGACUUUGGACAUUAUAUGACCAAAUAAUGUAAUAUUGCUCUGUUUUAUCAUUCAAAAUCAACAUCUGGACACACUGAUGUCCCUUUUUCUUGGACUGUUGGGUUCUUUUUGUGCUCUCAAGGGCUAAAACAAAAAAAAACUGAAAUGAGACAGAAAUGAAAAAUGCAGGAUUUCUUGAGUUCCUUCUCUGUCUCUGAGGCAGGAGCAGUUGGAUGUAAAUUCGCCAGAGCUCAGGCUCCUGUCACCAAGCAUAGACCAAUAUAACAUGAAACAAAACAAGAAUGAUCCAAUCAAGUCCAGUUCAAGUCCACUAAAGUCCAUUAGGACGGUGUGAUCGGGUUAAAGGCCUAAUCCUAAAGACAAACAUAAACAUGAGGAAGCCACAGCUUAGCGAGGAGGAGGAGGGAACAGACACAGUCCUCCUGAGACCAGAGUGAACAGAUGGAGGAGCUGGUUUGUUUAGAGAAAUAUGAAUCCGCUCCUGUUAUUGUUUUUUGUCUUUUUGUCUUUUUUAUUCCUGGGGUCAAUUGGCUUACGCGGAGUCGAAAAUUUAUCUUGGGUUUGCUGCAGCCAAAUAAGUGAGGUUAAGUCAACAAACUUGACCGGCUAUAAGAUGUAUGUGUAAACAUCACAAAUCCUCACAGAUAGUGCACGCUAACUUUCAGAACUUAUUUUUUGUUUGUUUGGUUGUUGUUUUUUUUUUGUUGGUUUUUUUGGUCUAACUUUAUAAUAAUCAAACUGCUCUCCAAACAUAAAACCUGGAAAAUCAAAACAACCGUCAACAAAGUGUAUUGAUUUUGAAUUUCAUGUUUAAUGUUUUAGGGUUUUUUUAUUCUUGUCUUUUUCUUUUCUGUAAAAGUUUUAAACCUUUAUUUUCUCCUGUACUAACUGGACUGUUUAGCUGAUGUUCUGUGACUUGAACAACAUGAAUACAGGUCACAUUUAACCAGUACAGUUACAAAAAUGAACUUUUGUAUUCAGAUUUUAGUCACAUGGUUGUUUAUUUUCUCUACUAUUCGUUUUCACAUAAAUGAAAAUUACUGCAUUAUGUUAAAUGAAAACACCUGGUAGAUUCUUGACAUUUUUAUCCUCUUAUUGCUCGUUUGUGUUGCCUUUGGAAUUUGCGAACACUUUAUAAAAUGUCAUAUUUUCUUUAACAAGUUUCAUUCUAAAUUACUGUUUUUACCACUUUUUCAGAAAUCCAAUUCAUUAGUAGAAAAGCCCUUGAUAUAAAAAAUAUAUCAGCCGAAAAUAUUUGCUUUAGAUAAAGAAACACAUUUUUUUAAGAAAGGACAUUUCAGUUUCCAAAGUUGUAGGUAAUCAGUUUUCUUCUGAUUAAUCAUCCACAGAAGUUUGGAGCUUUAAUGCUCAACAAUAUCUAAAGUUUCUUGCUAACUUGAAAACCACUAAAAUAUCCCAAGAUGAUGGUGUGCACUAAUCCUGUGUUUGUGUUGUCUUUUUUGCAGUUUGUGUGGCAUCAUUCCUGGUCUGAGCAGUGUGCUGCUUCCUCGCAUGAAUCCGUUCGUCCUGAUCAACAUGGCCGGAGCUCUUUCUCUCUGCAUCACCUACAUGCUCAUCGAAAUCAAGUAAGAAUUCACCUCCCUCUGAAACCAGCUCAGCAUCACUCUUCAUCAGACUUGGCCAACAUUUUGAAAAGAAGAGCUGCUUGCUUUGAUGAGGUGACUUUCUGUCCCUGCUUUAAACUGACCUGAUCUUAGUCACAUCUGUCCUCGUGUUGAACAUCCCAGUGGGGAAAGAACAUGCAGAAAGCGGACAGAAAGUAAGACUUUUUGAUUGGUGGCAAAAGUGUAGUGACUUGUUCCUUAAAUCAUUUAGAGUGAUGUGAUAAAAAUGUAAAAAGCAGGAGUUCACUGAGGGUUCAUUUAGAGUGACAUUUACAUGUUUCGACCAGCUCAACUUAUGGAAAGGAAUAAAAUACAGUCGUAAAACAUCAUUUUGUAGGUAAAGUCAUCAGAUAUUAGAGAUACAUUUUUUUAUAACAGAAUUGCCCAGCAUAGGAAAAACUUGGUUAAUGGACCUUCAAUUUCGAGUGUUUUUAAGAUAGUCUGAAGUACUUUCUUACUGGUACACCCUCCAAGGGUUUCCACCACAGAAGAUCAAAACAUUCCCCACCAUCCCUGACCUCAACAAUCCAAGAUGGCUACUUUAUGGAUCAGAAGCAGAAACAGCAUCAGUGUUGUGCCAUCUGUCAGCAUUUCUAUCCAUCCUGUUGCAGUGUGUGCACUUUCAUAAAACUUUAUCCUCUGGUAUUGCUUAAAUUUGCCUUUUUCAUCCAUACACUACUCUUCUCAAUGUAUUCCAACAUUACCUUAAACUGAAUGAUUGAUUCCUCUUUAAACUGUUCUAACAGUCUGUAUGAAUCCUUUUCCUCAUGUUUAUUUUAUUCUUUGUGUUAACAUGCUUAAAUGUUAUCCCCUGUUUUGUGUUUGCUUAGCAACUAUAACGCAGUGGACACAGCCUCGGCGGUGGCGAUCGCUCUCAUGACCUUUGGCACCAUGUAUCCCAUGAGCGUCUACAGUGGCAAAGUGCUGCUGCAGGUAUGAACAACACAUCCUGAAUCUUCAGCCUUUCGCUGACAUAUGUAAAGCUGCAUGAUUGUCAUUACUGUGUCACCUCUCUUUCACAGACGACGCCGUCCCACAUUAUCGGCCAGCUGGACAAACUGCUCAGAGAGGUGAGAGUCACAGUGAUUUUAGUAACCCUUUAGACUCAAAUGUGGUCUUUUUUAAUGUGUGUAUGAGCUCUGACUGCACUCUAAAUCAAAUCCUCACUUGGAGACAUUACAUCUUAAUAGAAAAAAACUGCUAAAACUUGAUUCUUUUAGUGUCUGUGUGAAGAAUUGUGUAAAGAGGAAAAUUACUCAGGAGCAAACUGGUUUAAUCAAAAUAUCACUACUUUGAAUCCAGAUGUAUAGAAAAGACUAAAAAGACCUUUGGUGGUCUACUCUACACAGUCACCUAAUUACCUGCAAAUCAAUGAACUGGAAAUCAUUCAGGAAAAACAGCAAUUUCAAGCACCAGUCAGGAACUUUCAUGUUGCGUUGGUGUUUGAGGACAAAUAGGGAAACUGUAAAACCCAAGCGGUCAUAGGUGCAUGCAUCAUGAAUAUCUGUUUUCUUUUAACUGCAACAAGUUUUGAAAACAAAAAUGAAAAAUAAUUAAGUGUUUCUCUUUUUGUCCAAUCAGGUGUCCACUCUGGAUGGCGUGCUGGAGGUUCGCAACGAGCACUUUUGGACUGUUGGCUUCGGAUCUCUGGUAUGUCUGUCAGGCAAAGAAUCGAAAAACACAGAGCACUUGAAAUAGAGCUUCUUUUAUAGACGAGCUGUUAGAAACUAAUACUCAAAUUAAAGCUCUGAAAUGAGCUGAAUCAAAUCAAAUAUUGCUAAAAAGGAUUUAGACACUUGUUGCACUCUUUUCAUGACAUGUCUGUUCCUUGUUCCCUCAAACUUCUUAUCCAGUGAAGUGCAAACUCGAUAAGAAAUACUUGCUGUAAAUGUCAAAUCAAUAAGCAGUACUAGUGACAGAAGGUGCAGCCGAGGCUUCCUGGUCCCACAGGGUUUAGGGUCUUUGCCGCUAUCUGAUUCUGUGUCUCUCUCUAUCCUGCCUCCUUGUUUUUAUUCUGCUUUCUGUAAUUAUCCUCCUCUCCUCAUAUCUCUCUGUUAGUUAGUUUGUUUUGUUUGUCUCCAUCCACCCCCCCCCACUCCUCCGUCUCGUCGAUCCUCCUCUGCCAUUCGUCGGUUCUGAGUGACGAUCAGCGGUGAAUUUGUUCACUCAGGCAGAAGGAAGGAACAAGUCAUUCAUGCGGAGAUGUUCUCUCUCUUCCUCUCUUCCUCCCCCUCUUUCUCCAGAUUUUGGAGGGAACACUGUUGAUGUGUGUGUUGCGCGGUCAUGGCCUGAGUUUCAUGUUGUUGUCGUGACGGCACACAUGCCCAGCUGCCUUCAAGCAACCGAGGGUCUUAGAAACCAAAACCUCGACACAUAAACCCUGAGCACAUAACAUACGUAAUCUGGAGGCAUCUUGGCACAAACUCACUGAGGAAACAACAAAUUAGGUUUUAACUCAUUUGAUCUGCUUUUGAACGUCAAACUAUGACGGAUAAGUUAACCACACGAGGCUCCUCAUUGUCCCGCUGAAAUCUACAUAAACAGCAGAUAUGUGUAGAGAAUAAAUCUGACAUUUUUAGCUCUGAUGAUUGGGUAAAACAUGCACAACUGAUUGGGAACAUUAGAAAUGGGUCAUGAGAACAGAGGGUUUUAUUACCAGAAACUAUCAAAUCUCUGUUAAUUUAUUAAUAUGAAAUUCAUAUGACAGGGCUUGACACUAACUUUUUUUAGGAGGGAGCACAUGUGCCCCUAAGUUGAAAAAGUAAUGAGCACAUAAAGGACUUUAGGGGCACAAUGAAAAUUGAUCAAAUAAUGUGUGUCUUAUUGGUCGACAUAAGAACUAUUAUUUGAAAUCAAUUUUAGGUCAAUUGGUCUCAUGAAAUGGAAGCUAUUGAAGGAAAACAGCCUUUUUUGAGAACUUUAACAGGUAAUUUAUUGAUGGUCCCUUACUCAACGCCCGACGUUGACAGCGAGGGUGGAGAGUAGAUUUAGCCACGCUGCUGUUGUGAUUCCCGGUAAUGGAGAGUGAGAAGACAUUGGUAGAUCCACAGUGAACGUCUGUCAAAUAUCCAACCUGUAACUAACUUCACCACAGUGUUUACAUGAAAAAGAAAUGUUGCCUCAGCUGUUUUUUUUUAUGCGAGCAUGUGCCCCCAAAUACAUUCUACAAUUUGCACACAUCUGUUUUUAGUCACAAAUGUGAGUAAAACGGUGGCACUGUCGAGCCCUGUAUCAAAACGUGUAUUUUAAAAUGUGUGUCUAAAAGCUAUAGACAUCAAAUAUACAGUCAGGAUUUUUGUCAAUCUGUGUUUCUCGUCUCCAAUCAGAAAUUUGUCAUUUGUCAUCAUUGUUGGUUUACCGUCAGUAGAUUAAGUAGAGUAGCCCGGUGUCAUUAGGGCAAACAUCUCAAAUGAUCCUGCACCCCCCAUAGCCGUGUCCCAGUACACAGGCUGCAGACUUUAACGAUCCAAUGCGUCACAUCAGCAUAUUGAUUUGGCCACAUCGGGUGUAUCCUUCAUGGACAAACAUAUCUUAUGAUUUCUUGUGCGUCACCUCAAACUCAUUAUUUCAGAAAGGUCUACUCAGACUGACAUUUGAUGUUCUGCUGCAGAGUCCAGACUUCCAACUUUUUCAUUUAGUACUUUGUUGUGUUGAUGUGUUUUUUAUUGAUUUUAAUAUUCUACUCGUGUGUCUUUUAAUUGCCCUGAAAGGCGCCCACAAAUAAAAUGUAUUAUUAUUUUUAUUAUAAUUAAACAAUAAUAAUAAUAAACUUUGUCCAUCUAGCAAGGUUUUUUUGAAACCUUGUAUUUAAGUGCUUCACAAUAUGAGGAGAAAUAGAGGAAGAAUAAAAAUACUGACAGAAAACAGAAGGAUACAAUAAAACUGUUGACAAAAUAUAGCAGCAAGACAUCUGGAAUAAUGCCAAAAUGAAUGGUCAACAAGAAAAGGUUAAAAUUCAAUAAAAGAUGCAACUUAAUUCAGUUAAAAGAUAAUGAAACAAGUUAAAAGUACACAACUAAAUCAUAUCCAGUAAAAAAAGAACUCUUGAAAAUGAGUUUAAAGGAGUUUAAAGGAGUUUAAGGAACUUGCCCGUCUGAUCUUUUUGGACAGUUUGUUCCAGAGAGUGGGGGCCCUGCUCGGUCCUCCUUUGGUCCUCAAGCUUGGACUGUGGAACAGUCAGCAGACUCUCUCAGCUGAGGACCUCAGGGUACGAUGUGGAAGGAGAUCAGCGAUAUACUUAGGGUUAAGUCCAGAUCGUUCAGUUCCUAAAAUCAGCUCUCAAAUUAACCAGUGAAGGGAGGCAAAACUGGGGGUGAUAUGCCGUCUCUGUUUCAACACAACAGUGAGCUUAAGAACACUAAAGAAUCAAAAACUGAUUCUUCUGCCUAAUGAUGAGGCAGUUGUGUCAAUUUUAGUUUAUUUCUUUUGUUAAAACUUUGAUCCACAUGUUAGCCACUCUCUCAUACCGUGCCCGUGUGUGUGUCCGUAGCAGCUGUACCUUCUGCCGCCUGCAGGGGGAGCAGCGCCCUCUCUUGACCUUCUCCUUGACGUUUAUCGUUGUUUUUAUGUCUGUCAGCGAUGCUGCGGCUCCUGUUGUCGUUGCCUCUGAUGUUCCUGCAGUUACACAACUGUUGGUUGUUGGCCCACUGCUAACAGAGCAGCUGUCCAAACUGAUUUGACCCCCUGACUGCACUUGUGCCCCACGGGAGACUCUGUAUGUGUGUUUGUGUGCCUGUGUGUACUUAUGUGUGCGCUCUGUCCUUUUAAGGUCUGAAUGUUCCCAUGAGGACAGUGAAAUUAGCCAACACUGACAAAAUUUAGAGUAGAGUUUGGUGUUUUAAGGUCAGAUUUGAGAGUUCGAGGCUGAAUGUUGAGGUGAGACAUGCUGUGAUGGAGGUCGUGGAGUCCUUUGGAUAUUUAUUUAACCAGCUGUUAGUGUUUUUAUUUAUAUAUACAGAAACAACUGAGGGAAUCAGACAUUACAAUUAGAAUCACAUGUUUCGGCGGAAAUUAAGCGGCUCCCAGUGGUAACUAUGGUUGCUAUAACGAGUGUAUUUUCUGGCUCUGAAUGUUUUCGAUGCACAGAUGAGCCACACUUUAGACAGAUGAAAACAUGGACUGAGGCUGAGAGACGUCACUGAUUGGUGUUUUAAGCAGUAUGAUGAAUCCCUAAAAUGGCAGGCGCCACACUGGAAACUAAAAGGUGGAUUUGAGGCCAUGUCCUCGCUGCCCAGUGGACAGUUUUACAAACCUGUCAGUCAAACUAACCAAGCACUCUUCCAAGCCACUGUCAACUAGGCAGAAUCCUUAAUCAAACUGAAGGAGUUGCAAGAAAACACACCCCUUCACGGUUAAAAAUAAUGAGCUACUUUUUUGCCAGGUGUCAAACAUGUUUGAUUCUGUGGUUUAGUGGGAAUUUAACAUUUUCAUCCAGCUUUUCUCACUUCUAUUUAUACAGCAACUCAUACCCCUUUUAUCAUGUGCAAUAUGGCACUUCACACCUCAUUUAUCCCACCAAUUAUCCCCCAUUUCAUAUAUUCACUCUCAGAACAAACGUCCUUGUGCACUAUGUAAAUAUUCCUCUUAUACUUUAAUACUAAUUUAAUAUUUUUGGAUCCUUAUUUUAUUGUAAUCCUCUCAGUACUUUAUUGCGUGUUUUAUCUGUACUCCUUUUGGGUCGAGCGGUCCUCUCAUCCAGGGCAUUUUAUUGCAUUGUUGACCUUGUUUAACCUGCAUAUGAGACAAAUAAACAAAUCUUGAAUCUUGAGUCUUCUAGAGCAGAGGUUCUCGAGGCCCACUGUCCUGCAUGUUUUGGAUGUUUCCCUGCUCCAACACACCUGAUUCAAAUGAUCAGCUCGUUAUUAAGCUUGAUAACGAGCUGAUCAUUUGAAUCAGGUGUGUGUCUCAGCACCUAUUUUCCAACAUUUUCAUCCUUUUUUAAAGUAAAAGAUCAUCAGCGUUAUUUUCGUUCAGAUUACAAAUAUAGACACUUAUUUUUUAUUGUCCACACCCUGCCCCCGCUCCAUGAUUUCUCUUUUCCUCUGCUCUCUUACUCAUCUCUCUUUCUCUCCUCCUCUCUGUCUUUCAGGCUGGCUCUGCCCACGUCCGUAUCCGCCGGGACGCCAACGAGCAGCUGGUUCUGGCUCAUGUCACCAACCGGCUGAUGCCUCUUGUCUCCACGCUGACAGUCCAGAUCUUUAAGGACGACUGGACCAGACCACUCCUCACUGGGGCCCUAUCCUCCUCCACCUCUGUCCCCCCUAUGGGUGUUGCUGAGGGCUAUACCCACACCCACUCCUCCUCCUCCUCGUCCCUGCCCCCUAUGAUGUACUCCUCCUCUGGAGAGCUGGACCCGCUGACUUCCACUCCCUCCAAACCCAGCAGCCCUCCUCCAGAGUUUGCCUUUGACACACCAGGGAGGAACAUGCAGCCGGUGGUCCUCCCCACACCGGGACACCACACCCACAGGCCGUAUGGAGGCCUGGGACUCACCUAUGGAGCAUCCCCCUAUGCGGGGAUGCUGAAUCAGGGGCUGGCACGGCCUGGAGGUGGACUUGGACUUGGCAUGCAGGGUCUAGGAGCGGGGUAUGGUCUAGGUGUGGGUGGGAGUGGGAUGCCUUCCUCUCAAAGCUACAGAACUGCAUAUGGAGGGUCAACAGCACCACUCGGGUUUGGAACCAGCAACCCUUUGGGUUCACAGGCACAGUACAGACAAUACAGACCCUGAUCAUGAUGGACUAGAACUCUGCUUCAGGAACUCUGAGAGGCUUCUUCUCAUGACGGAUUUGCUCCUUUGGCAGUAAGGGGGGUGAUGCUGCAACUUUCAGUCCUGUUCAAAAACAAGGCCGCAACUUUAGAGAACAAAUCCAAGGGUUGGGGAAAAACUGGCAGUGGGGGCAUCUCCGUAAUGUAAAGAGUGAUGGAGGGUGUGUGAUGGUAUUUAUUUAGUGACAGUGGGACCAAGAGGCGGAUUCAGAUUUUUGAGGUUUUUUUUGUCGUUUUAAUCAAGAUCUUAGAAAAGCACCAUACUGUGGGAGAAAACUACGUUUCCAUUCUAAUUGUAACUUUGAUAACAAGAAACAUUGGGAGGAAAUCUUUUUAUAAAGCAACAUUCCCUGAGAGGAAAUAAAAGGCUUGAAUUAUAUUUAGAAAAUCACUGUUACACUACAGACUUCUGGCAUUUUGAGGACACGAAUUUAAAAAGUUGCACAUUUGUUGGGUUCUCCAUCACAAAAUCAGUCAUGAUGAGGUCAAAGAUGAUUUUCUGGUGUCCUACAAAGACAAACCACAACAACAGUUUAUUGGACCAAACUAAGAGAUGAGGAGAUUUGGAAACAGACAUUGAUUGUCUUGUAAAUUUCAAGUUCAGUGUUCUCUAAUUACUUGAAAAACAUUGAGACAUCUGCUCCAAAGUGUUGCCUUAAAAUUGUCCUGAGUGUUUUUAUCGCACAUGUCCUGGAUUCGUUCAUGAAAUGUUUACCUGAAACCAAAACAUAUGACUGCUUCUGUUUGAAAGUGAAAUGUUCGGUUUGUCCCUCCCUUUGUUUUGAUAAUAUUCAAGCUUUAUUCCCCUCAGAUUCAAAUGUAGUUUUGGAAUAAAAUACUUUCAUCCUUUGUUCUUAAAGUGUGGACGCUUAAUACUGACUCAUUGAAAAAUCAUCCAAGUGCAAAUCUUUCUAUUAAUAAAGAAUCUGGUGAUGGAGUCUUUGUUUAAGGGGAAUCAUUAUCAGUGAAAGCAGCUCUGCAGACAGCUCCACUCUCUCCUCCACAGUCUGGUCUGUCCUCUCUGUUUUUGAGUUAUUCUAAUUUUACAUACUUGGCGAAUUCUCUAUUUUCUUGAGCCACAUUCAGACAUAAAAAUACAGUUUGAUAGAGUACAUUUGUGUUAUCUUUAGCUUUUGGAAACAGUGGGAAAGGACCAUUUUGUGUUUCAUUUUAUUCAUGAGUGAUUUGAAUCAUCCUUUCUUCAAUCCCUGCUAAGGCUGAGUGUGAUAAAGCAUUAGGUUACCUACAAUUGCUUCCUCAAAGGUCACUGAUCUAAAAGCCCUUAAAUAAUUAGAAUAUUAAACUAGAGUCUAAAACAGAUCAUUUCAGAGCAGAACAACACACUGACCCUUCACGUAGAAAUUCUCUUUUUAAGCUGACAUUUCAGUGACUCUCAGCCCUGCAGGUGAUAUAAUCCAUUUAUGUUUUUUAAACAAUGAGGAGCCUUUAUUUAUUUAUUUAUUUUUGAGAAAAAGCUUAACAGAGUCGCCAAUUUCUUAUAUUUUCAACUUUUAUUGAAUAAAGGGAAAAUAUAUUUUUUUUCAGCUGAACUCAAGUUAGAAAAAGAAAAUCCCUGGCUGUUCAAUUGCAGCUCAUUUUGUGAUUAAUUUGCUUUUUUCACAUUAGAUGAGAAAUUGCUCAGAAUUUUUGACUGUUUGGCUUCCGUUGAGUGGGAUGAAGGGUUUGUGAUUACAUCCAGUGCCAGUGAUGCCACAGAGUCCACCUUUUCACUGAGCAUUUUUUGGUCUAAAAGAGGUCUAAUAGACAUCUAUGUGUAGCCUAGACGACUGGUCUAAAAUCAGGCUACCACAGGUCUAAAAAUGAAAGGUUCUUAGACGUCUAAGUUUAGAC
Messenger RNA from Xyrichtys novacula (pearly razorfish), 68107 nucleotides. NCBI's taxonomy places the organism in Eukaryota, Metazoa, Chordata, Actinopteri, Labriformes, Labridae. The record is from the annotation of a GenBank genome assembly.